GCUGUGAGCUCUAUCUCAGGGAGACUCCAUGAUAUGAAAAGUCUGGAAUAGACAACUUCGCUCUGACUAAGGAACUAGGGAUGUUCCAGUCCCGGCUUGGCCUUUGUUAUGAUGGAAGAGCUCAGAUCUUCAGAAAUGAGGCCACCUCACCGAUUCCUCACAAAUGAAGAGCCAUUUUGUCAGGUGAGUGAGGCCUAAGCUACUGAUGAAGUAAACUCAGCCUCUAUGACACCACUUAAUGUUGACUUGGGCAGGUAAUGUUGUCCAUUGCUGGUUGCUUGACAGCUUGGCUUUCUCCUAGCCUCUGAGGACUACCUAGAGUACACUGAAUCCCCAAGCCCUCAUUGCAGAAGAUAAAAGGCUGGAGAAAGGUAUCUAAGAAGCCGGGUUUAAAAAUGGAAAGAUUAUGAGGACAAGAAGUCAUUGGUCUUGGGUAGCUGAGAUAGUUGAGUCUCACUAAGCUUGGCCAUGAGCCAACUGUAGGCGGUGUGGAAAGAGAUGGAAUGUUAACUUUUAUGUUUGGUGGAACUUUUACGUUUAUAUAAGUUGUAAGCAGCUUUGAGAUUUCCCCCCCUUACAAAUAUAAAGCUGUAUAGAGUAACAUUGUGGGCAUCUGUCUGUCACAAAAGACAAAAGAUGUCCCUCAAGGCAGAGGGUAAAAGCAGUAUAGAAAUGAUGAUGGUGAUAUUAAUAAUAAUAAUAAUAAUAAUAAUAAUAAUAAUAAUAAUUUCAACUCAGGUAGGAUAGUGCACUAUUAGUGCAGUCCUCACUGGCCUGGGGUGCUUCCCCACUAGACGUUUACAGCGGAACUCCCACCCACUAGAAUUGUGCUCUUCCAGACAACCCGUGUCUUGAGCAUUAACCCUUAUUUGCUUGCACAAAGUUUCUGUGAAUGUCAGAUUGUACUUGGUCUUUACUGAGCAUUUGUUCCAAUAUAUUUGCAGAGAGGUUAUAUGACAAUGAAUAGUCACUCUGAUUUGCUUGUGGGGCAUUUAUUCAAUUUGCCCUUCAUUAUUUGUUCAUUCUGCACACUUUUCAGUGCACUGCCAUCACUUUCCUAACUACAAAUAGUAAAUUUUAAUUUUUUUAAAGGGGAUUUACUGUUCUAGGGGCAACAGAAUGAUUUAAUUCGCUUCAGUUGCACAAAUUUACUGGUAUACACUUGGAUCUCUUCUACAAAAUACUGGGUUUGGAGGCAUCCUUUGUUCAGUCACUUUUUAUGGGGUAUCAACAUGACAUCAUAAUCACAUUGUUGUCCUCUUGUGUGUCCCCUCUCUCCCAAUGUUCUUUCUAUCUUUUAGAUCUUAAAAAAACAGUAGUCCAACAUCUCUACAGGUGUAGAUCACCUUGAUGCUCCUUUUCCAUCCUUUUGAAGAAAUGUGGUUUUGAUGUGCACAAUAACAAACUAGAUAGAUGAGCCAGUUUAGCAUCAUGUUAAUUGUUCCUCUCUAAUCUGGCACUAAAACACUUUUUAAUUUACCUUUCAGAAAAGGCAUUGUAUUUUUAGCAUUUCUUUGUUAAAUUUGUGCCGUAGAAUCAUAGAAUUGUGGUAUUAAUUAUCAUUAAGGUCUUCUAUGAAACAAAUAACUUUAUUUAAACAAGCUUUCUUUAACUCCUAACUCUCUCUGAACAUCCUGCUCUCUCUUUUUAUACUUUCUGUGCUGAAUCACUUCCCGGUAGCUGUUCCCUUAACCUGUGCCUUCCCUGUGUGUCUCCAAGUUUCUCUCCCUGACUGCUGUUCUAAGUCUCUUAUUCAGUUCCACAUUCUGUACAUUGAUAUAAUGGUGUCUUUCAAAAAGUGAUGUCAUUGAAUAUAUUGACACUUAGUACUUUUGAGUAAACAUGCCUAGGACUGCAAUGUUAUUUUUGUUUAUAAAAGCACACACACAUUAAUAAAAACAUAAUUUUAUAGGUGCGUAAGAUGCUUCCUUAUACCCUUAUUCCCUUAAUAAAUUAGCAGCAUCCAGUCUGCCACUCCUGAAGUGCAGGCCACAUGUUGGAAUUGUGGGGUGGAAAUAGAUAUAGAUCACCUGUGUGGGGUAAAUAAUAAAACAAUUGGCUGGAUCCGUAGGUCUAAAGCACAAGGCUAAACAUACUCUCUAUCAAGAGACCGCCCCCAGCAGUUUAAAAUCACAUAAUUACAAACUCCAAAGGCCAUAUUCAUGUGUUAUUCCAUGCAGCAGCAAGUAAACACAGGCAGAAAUAUUGGGAUACAAAAUAUAGUGAAAUAGCUCUAAGCACGGGGGCUGAGCUUGUAAAGAACAAGUUCACACAAGUCAAGUCAGGCUUACAAAGUGAUGUUAGACUGCAAUUCUGUUUCAGAUUUUAAGGGUGCACCAAAAUGCCCUUUUAUCACGUUGAAUUUCAUGUUAAUUUUGUCCCUCAAGAAUAUUUCUUUUCAUGCUUCCUUCUCUCAUAAUUCUGAGCUAGGGCUUGUUAUUAUGCAGUUUUAUACAUGUCUACUCAGAAGCAGAUUCCCAUUUAGCUCAAUGAGAGUUACUCCCUGGGAAGUGUACACAACAUUGUAGCCUUAGACUGAAAACCUAAACACACUGGGCGAAUUAUAUUCACAGUAGACCCAUUAAAAUUAAUGGCCGCAAUUCAUUUGGCUCCAUGAAUUUCAGUGGGUUUACUCUGAACUUAGUUCACUGCAACCCACAUACUAGAAAGUGAGCCUCAUUGAACAUAUUGACACUUACGCUUGAGUAAACAUGCCUAGGGAUGCAUAAAGGCAUAAUUUUAUAGCUGCAUAAGACAGUGCAGGAUUUCAAACAGGGUCUCUCUCAGCCCCACCUGGAUAUGCUGUGCAUUGAAGCUGUGAUCUCCUGCAUCCAAAGCACAGGCUGAACUACCACUGAGCUAAAUCCCAUCCUUUUCCCCAGUGUUUUCCCCCACACGUCCCUCAAUAAAUUGAUCCAGUUUUUAAAAAGUAAAAGGCAUGGAGCACGAAACCUUAAGACAGGGUGGUGCAGGAGUCAGAUUUAGCUUCUUGUGAAAGGAAUUUGCAGACAAAAGUAACAGUGUCCAAACUUACCAUUAAAAAUAAAAGAAAAAUAUCUGUUUAUUCUGGGCCAAGGACAAGACAACAGGCAAUUAGAGGGACAGUCCAAGACUGCUAACUUUUGCCUCUUUUGUUCAAUGCUUUGCAAGUCUUUGUGUUAAGUAUAAGUGGAGCACAGUGACAAAUCUUGGGGUACAGUGUGAGUCCCUAAAACUGAAUGCAUGUACCUGAAAAUCACAAGUUUGAAGUAAAAUGAAACCAUACGGUAAAAAAGAGUGGGGAAAUCUAUGGGUGGGUGGAAAUGCACUUUUCCUUCCCUUCCUGCCAAAAUCUUCUAAUGCAUAGCCUUCUCAGUCUAGUCAUGCCAAUGGCUAGCGUUUGUCAGCGAACUUGUUGAGGUCUGGUCAAUAUAUCCUAAACUUUGCCUAGAGCAACCCUGACACAUUUACACAAUUCCGUAGACUCUGCCGGUUAGAUGAACGUGUUGCACAAAUUAAUAACAGAUGGGUUUCUGGAGUUUGUGUGAGCUGCUAUGCUCCCAUGGGCAAAAGGUGCUUAGGAACAUUGGGAGGUGACAGAGUAAAUUGUUGCAGCAUUACUUCCCUGUAGGUGUGGCUGUAAUUAAUUUUGUCUGAGGCCAGCUUAGCUUGCAUACGAGCCAAACCAUGAGGGGUUCUGGGUGCUGAUAGCAGAGCCUGCUUGUUGAUAUCUUCAAAUUCCUCAAGAAUCUUCUUUCUCUGCUUAAAAAGCGUAAAAAAGCUGAGUAAAAGAAAUCCAAGUGGAUUCUUAGAGCUUUGUCAACACAUGACAUACUUGUCACCUCAGUUUUCUGUUGCCCAGAAAGCUAAUGCAAAGCGCUGUGAAGAAGUCUGGAAUUGUUCCAGAUAUAACAGGGCAACCAAAAUAUCCCCAUAUUAGCCACUGGUGGAUAGUUGAUUUUAUGAUGUCUUUAACAUGAGUUAUUUGUUGGAUUGUCAUGUUAUGUCACAAAAUGAUAUGGGUCACAUCCACUUCACACAUUGAAAGCUCAGAGCUUUCCCAGAGAAUCCUGGGACUCUUAGUUUCCUAGAGGUGCUGGGAAAUGAAGCUCUGCAAGAGGUUUGACUACAGCUCCCAGGAUUCCAUGGGGAAAGCGAUGUGUCUUGAGUCUCGACUGUGUUUGAAAUGUCUGGUGUGAAUGUCAUCUUAGUAUUUUGUUACUGUAAUGAUAUUCUUAUCUGCAUUUUUGUUGUUCUGUUGUAAGUCACUUUCAGCACAUAUUUAUAUGGAAAAGCUGCAUACAAAUUUAAAUAUAUAGCUUGACUAUCAGCCUUGACAUAUCCUCCAUGAAUUUGUCAAUCCCCUUUAAAGUCAUCAAAGCUACUGGCCGUGACCACAUCCUUGUGACAGUGACUUCGAGGCAUUAAUUAUGAAUUGUGUGUAAAAAAACAACCAACCCCCUUUUUUUUGGCUGCAUUCACACCACAGUUUAUUCCAUUUGCCUGAUGUUCCCCUAACUAGUUAAUUUUUGUGUUAUAGCUGAACUGUCACACCACAUAAAAGCCACUACUGGAAAUAUAGCAGAAUAUAGUGCACGUUUAAUAUUUGUGGCCAUGUUAUUUGCUUCCAGAAAAAAAACCACAUAUGUAAAUAACAAGGAAAUGGGUGGGUGCUAAAUCUUCUACAGUACUAUAUUUCUCCAAGUGGUUUUUACACUGCGGGUGAGCUCAAAUAUACUGUGGAAAUUAACAAUUUGGGAAACAAAAUAAACACUGGGAAACAGUGUGAGUAAAACCUUUGUCUGUCCAGUAGCCACUGUCAAUCAGCUAGAAUCAUAGAUUCUAGCCUUUGAAGUUACCUAGCAAGUCCAGCCUCUUGUCUAGUGCAGGAUCCGCAACACAGGGCGAUGCAGCAGCAUCACUGACAGGUGGCUUUACAGCCAUUGUGUGAAGCUAUUUUCACAUGUAUAACACAUGAAGCGGGUCCUUGACAGAGGAAGAACUUCCCUCUAUCCACUUUGAACCUCAAGUGUAGUUUUAUAAAUUUGCUAACUAAUUUCAUUUUUGUGUAGCUACAAGGACACCAUUGUGGAAGCCUCACUGUGCUAACACACAUACACAUUAGAGACCCAGGUUGAGUUUUGUCACCAGACAAAAUAUUAGCCACAGGUAACAGGGCUUGCUGAAUCCAGACCAAGCUUUGUGUCUUCACUGGUUGUUGGUUUUUUUGUAGGAAUCCUACUCUGGCCAUUGAUUGAUUGCAUUUAUAUCCUACCUUUUUCUCUAGGGAGUGCAAGGUGAUGUAUAUGGCUCCCCUCCCAAUCCCAGGUCCUAGUCUGACACUACUCUACCACAUUGGCUUCCUCUGGCUACCACAGACUGCAGCCACUCCCAGAUGCUUAGGGAAAGGGAACAAGGGAUCGGCACCUCAGCUGAAUUACAUGAGCAUACAUACGCACUCCUCUUGAUUUGGAAGGAUGGCCAAGCUAGAAUUGGAGUGACCAAGCUGAGAGAGGCUGUGUUCUAGGAAGCUACGCAGCACCUCCAGUUAAGCAAGACAAGGAUGUCUUAUGGCCCUAACCAGGGCAAUUGCUGUAUGAGAGCAUACAAUUGCCGUACUGUGCAAUUAUUUGAUGAUAGAUGCUACCAACCUUUUUAUCUGCUCUACUUUUGUUAAUGGAGAGGUCAUAUCAACACCAUACAUUUAAAGCACACUUAAAGUACAUGUUUUCCCCCAAAGAAUCCUGGGGCAACUUGCCCCUCACAGAGCUACAACUCCCAGCACCUUUAACAAACUACAGUUCCCAGGAGUCUUUGGGAAAUGUAUGGUAUGGAUGUGACCGUAAUCUCCAAGUGGUGUAUAGUAAGGUUACAAAAGAUACAAUAAAGAUACUGUAAAAUCAGUUAAAGACAACAAAAAUCAGAAAACUUAAAUUGCUUGCUGAAAUUAAGUGCCGGAAGUUCAACAGGGAGAGGGCCUGUCUGAUAUCACCUGGGUGGGGAAUUUCACAGAACUGGAUCCACAGUAUUCAGGAAGUAGUAGUCAUUGCUUGUCUUGUGACCUUUGAUCAAACGCAUCCAGAGAAAUUGAACCAUUUCAGAACAUUCAUAUACAGUACAGGUAUGUAUAUGAAUGAUCCAAAGACUGAUGGUUCUAAUCAAGUAAAUGUUGUUUGAUAAAACUAUUGGCUGGAAGAUAUGAGGGAGAGGAACAGCCAUUUUACAGGCAAUGCAAAUGACAGAAUGCAGCCUGAAAUGUUUAUGGUUUGGAUUUUGUGUUUGACUUUAAGCUGAGUUUUGAAGACAAGCAUACAGCCCAUUCCUAAGCGAGUUUCUUGGGAUGUUCCACCAAGCACCAUGAGGCAGAUUGAAGCAACUGCCUCAGGCAGCACAUGAUGGCUGCACAGACAUGUCUGAGAACAAGCACUUGCAAAUGGCUCAGGGUCCAAUAAGUAAACAAAAGCAAAUAAAUGUUGUAAUGAGUCUAGAGUGUUAAAAAUAUUUUGGUGUGGAGACUUGAAAGAAACAUCUCACAUUCUCCAGAAUACAGUGGUACCUCAGGUUAAGUACUUAAUUCGUUCCGGAGGUCCGUACUUAACCUGAAACUGUUCUUAACCUGAAGCACCACUUUAGCCAAUGGGGCCUUCUGCUGCCGCCGCACCGCCAGAGCACGAUUUCUGUUCUCAUCCUGAAGCAAAGUUCUCAACCUGAAGCACUAUUUCUGGGUUAGCGGAGUCUGUAACCUGAAUCGUAUGUAUCCUGAAGCGUAUGUAACCUGAGGUACCACUGUACAGGCUGGAUGUUAUGCAAAGCAAGCCACAAUCUUGAGAUUUUAGGAAACACAGGAGGCUGCUUUACACUGUGUUAGAGGCCUUUGGUCUUUGCAGCUCAGCACAAUGGCCUGUGCUGACAGGCAGCAGUUCUCCAGGGUUUUAGACAUGGGUCUCUCUCUCCCAGCCCUACCCCCUGGAGAUGCUGAGGGUUGAUCCUGGGACCUUCUGCAUGGAGUACAGAUGCUAUCCUACUGAACACUGCCCUUUGUUGUCAGAGGGAUACUUCCAGCUGGAUCCUGUGCAUGUUUGGCUUGGUAGGAAGUCUUAAUGGGAUUUACAAAAAGAAAACGUGUGGAAGUUUUGGCUGUUAAUGCACUAACUACAUUGGGCCAGGCUUUAGGACUAUAAGCUCCCACAUCUCAGCCCUUUGUCCAGAGUGCGCAAAAUAUAACUUUUCUGAUCUUGAGGUGUUUAUCUGUCUGUGGAUUAUGGAUUUGCUAAAAAGCUUUGAGCUGUGCAACAGAGCUGGAUGCUUUGGACGCCUACCCAGAAAGUUAGGAUGAGCUCAGCUUCCCCUCCAGCUUAAUAUGUGCAGAAGCUUGCAGCCUCUCUUGUCCUGAGCCGAGCAAUGGGCGCCUUUUCGUUUACCCAGAUGAGAGGCAUUUGGCGGCCGUUCUUCUGGAUUCCGCGCAACGCGAUAGCGAUGCACUGCGGUGCAGGUGUGAGCUAGACAGCUGCUAACAACUUUCACAAAAUUGCGCCGGUACAUAUUUUUUUGGGAUGGGUAGCGGGUCAUUUCAGAACCCCCGUCCCCCGCGCGUUUAUUCCCCCCCUCAAAAAAAGCGGUUGCCAGCGUGGGCGACCAGGAAGCCCUCGCAAAGCAAGAAGCAACAAAAACAAGCCGCUGCCCCUUUAAACCUCCGAGGGAGGGCCCAGGGCUUUGUAGGAUGACAUCAGUGGGUUUGGCCCUGAGACUCAAUGGAAACUCAAUGAGCGAGAGCCUCGGCUGUACACACACCGAGGGAGGCUGGAGGGGAAGGAGGGAGGCAGCUGAGCAGGCAGAGCGCAGAGAAGGAGGAAGCGGCGGCGGCGGCGGCGGCGGCGCUCAGAGCUGGCUACGGCCGCCUUUCCCAAUCCUCCGUCAUCCUUCCUUCCCCGGCGCCUUUCCUCCCUGACAGCCCCGGGAGCAGAAGCGGCAGACAGGCUCCUUCCAGGCGGGGUGAAUAUUGUGGGGAUCCGGGCAGGUUUUGGGGUGCAAAUCCGGGGGGAAAGGCGGCCCCUCCGUCCCUUUGUUUUUCUGCUGAGAGAGGAGGCUAAGGCGGCGGGGGGGGGGAGGGGGAAGAGGCUCUCGCUCGCUCACACACAGCACACAACGCGCACAUACACAACACAACGCACACUUACACAACACGGCGCACACAAGGCUGGGCUGGCAUAGGGCUGGGGGCCCCCCCGUGGAAUUUGGUGACAGGCGAAGGAGGAAGCUGUAACCGAAACGGGGGGACGACAACAAAAGGCUCGUUUUCUCUCUCUGUGUGUGUUUUAAUUUUUGACGGAGACAAAGGAUUAUGCAGGCAUCUUUCUCCCCCCCCCCCCCUUCCCAGCUUCACUUUCGGAAGGACACAUUGAGGGGCUCCUGUGUCGCUCCCCCCCCCGUUCCUCCCCCCCCCCCCAUUUGCUGUCUACAUGCAGAAAUGGCUCCACUGACUUUAUAUAUAUAUUUAAAUUUUACUUACUGAGUGUUAGGCUCAACCUAAUGUCCAAGUCAGUGUGUGUGUGUUUGUUUGUUUUUGAGAGGAGGGGGUGAUUGCUGCUGCUUCUCCCCCCCCCCUUUCUCCCUUUUCGUUUCCUAUACUUAACAUCUGUGUAUGGCUUCACAAACAAUUGGUAGUGAGUAACGGGUAUCUCUCAUUUCUCCUCUCUCCCCCCCUUGGCUCCAACCUUUGGCUGUUUGUGAGGGGUUUUUGUGGGGGGGGGACACUAAUAGUAAACACUGUUGAAUUUCUAAAAAGGUUAUAUUUGACAAAUAGGGUGGGUAUUGUGAGGUGGAGGGGGGGAGGAAGUGGCUGUUAUUGUAAAUCACUAUGUCCUUUUGUGCACUGGGAAGGUUCGGUAUUGUAGGGAGGGGGUGAAGAGGGGGGCAAGAUCUCACCCACCCCCACAUCUUUUCUGAAAUGUUGCUUCUUUGUACCAGCUCAGGGAUUUGUAAUGAGGAUUGUAUAGUAAAUAGAAGUUUUGCUGCUAUUUCUGCUGCCUAAUUCUCAUUCCUCGCUGCAUUAUUCUCCCCCCUCCCUAUUUUAUAAGAUGCUUCUGGCGCUGGAAGAGGGUGAUUUAAUUUUAAGUUAUACUUGUGGCUGAGUGAUGAGAUGAUCUUAUCAGUUUUUAUCUCCUUUUAAUGCUUGCAUUUGUUGUGUGUGGUUGAUCUGCCUUCUUUAGCUCCUUUUCUUUUUUGGUAACUGCUCUGAAGGGAAAUGGAGAGGAAAGAGAGGAGGAAGCAAAUAUCUCUGUUGUGGCACAUUGCUUUUUAGAAAAGUAUUGCUAUAUUUAUGUGCACACUCCUGUCCCCCCAAUCCUUUGAAGCUGAUAUGGAAUAUCCCCCCCCCCCAAUUCUUCAUACCCAGAAGCAUCCAUUAUAAUAUAUCUGGUCAGCUCUCGCACAGUGUGGCCUACUGUGGUCCUCGAUGCAUCCUUGAUUUCUAGCAAAUCAAGUAAAGCUGGUAUGGAAGUCCUCUUGUUUACAAUAAUUGCUUGGGGGGUUGCCUAUGCUGUACUAUAAAGUGCUGAAUGCCAGAUGUGUGGGGCCUGCUGUGUGUUUGCACACAUAGUUUUAUUAUAUGAUUGCAUUUACAUAAUGUAGAGUAGGUUUGUGUGUGGUGCUGAUUCGAAUACAGCUUUCUAGAAUGUGUGUGUGAGAGAGAGAGAGAAAGGGAGAGAGAUAGAAGUGGCUAUUAAUAUAGUAUAAGCAUCCACUCAUGCAGAGUAUAUGCAUUAGAGUGUGUGGGAGUCUUUCUAGUUUCAUGAAGAGGGAAUUCUUGGCUGGCAUCUUGACUGCCUAGGGCUGUUGCUCUAGUUUGAGGAAGGCCAUAGAGUUGGCUUAAUUCCUUUCUGUCUCUCUGGAUGGAGGAGGUGAAGGCCUGAGAGUUUGGAGAGAAACUGAUGUGGCAGCAGGGUGGGUGGGUAACUGUUCCCAUCCCCAGCACCUGGAAGCAAUUCUUAAGGUGACUGGUUGAUUUGUUGUUGCCCUUGGCAUGAACUGGUCUUGCUGCCUUCUCCGAACCCUCUGUCCAAAGCAUUGCUUGCCUUAUUAAUGUUUCAAUCAUAUGCAUGCUUACUAGGAAGCAAGUUUGAUAAAACUGGAGGUACUUAGGUGUGUGCUUCAUUAUUAUCUUUAUGAAAGGGAAAUUGGGAGAUCUCAUUCUUUGUCUCCGCCCCCCUCCCCCCUUGAACAACAUCUGCUUUUUUAGAAAAUGAGUUUGAAGGCCAGUCAGCUGUAAAGCUGUGAGGGGUACUUCCGAAUUAAGCCCUAAUGUUCUUGCAGGAAGUUAAAAGGUCACAACUAACUGCAAACCACAGUGAGCAGCUGGGCCCCUGCUUGCUUGAGCCCAGUGUUGUCCUGAGUGAGAUGGGUUACUAGCUGCUGAUAUGCCGGUCCCUACUUCUGUCUGUCCUCUUGGGUUAUGUGUUGAAGAGAGCUGGCAGAGAAACCUAGGAAACUCCUAACCUUUAGGGAUCAAGCAUCUCCAGAGUAACUUCUGAAAACUACUGGCUCCUUCCGGUUCGUGUGUCACCAGUGUUUAUAGGAAUAAAAAAAACUUAUCUUGUAUGGAGAGCAAGUUAGAGUAUGAGUCAAAUAUAUAUGCAGUUACAUUCCUAGUUUAAUUGGGGUAGUGGAAGGGAUCAAUCCUAUCUUCUUGCUCGAAUAUAACCUCUUGAUUCCUGUUUGUUCCCCAGGGCUGUACUUGAGCUGUGUAUUCUGCUUGAAUUUUAAGACGAAGAGAAUAACUCUGUAGUCCUUGCAGAUUAACAAUCCUGCAUGCUUGGGUACAUGUUUUAGCAGGAGACUCUGCCUUCUGUUGUGCUUUGAGUAAUUGGAACUGGGUAUUUAGGGUUCAUGAUGCCCUGUUAAAGCUUACAGUGAAAUGUGUGCCUUUAAGCUCCACCACUUCUCUUUUUGCAGUACAUGAUUAGUUUGGAUAUGACUAGAACUCCGCUUUACUUUGCUUAUUCUGGCAUAUUGUAGACCUUGGGGUGCAGCAGAAAGGAAGCUGUAGACUCCAUCAAGCGAAAGGACCCCCUGUCUGCUUAAUCCUUGCCUGUUCUUUCAAGCAGUCUACCCACCCAGGAGAGCAAAGCCUGCAUACAGUACAUUAAUAAAUAUGCAUUACAUAAAUUAACCAUACAGCAGCAUCCUUUAAAAAGAGCCACAGUCUUUCAAACAGAUCCACGUUACUGGAACAGUGGUGGGGCGGGCAGAAGGAGACAGGAGAAACACAAGAUGGUGGUCUUCUGGGAGAGGAUGUUGCUGGGAGUCUCCAGAACAACAUUUGGCACAGGCCUAAAGGAAGAAGUUGGCAUGCAUGGCUGAAGUGAAGGUGGUAGUGCUGGGGUUUGGAUGGAUCUCUCCUGUUCAUGAAUGUGAUGUGUGGAAACAUAUGGUGUGCCUAGUGUCAAAUGUGGCAUGCAGAUGUGCACCUUGGGCCCAGUAACUGGUUGUGAACCAUGCGAUUGAGGAAUUUGUCCUGUACUACCAUGCUACUGCCCAGAAGGAAAGCGAAGCAGAGUAGAAAUGUUAUGAGCCCCAAAUCCCAGUUCAUUGGAACGCAUGCCAGGUGUAGGGUUCUGGCUUAUCCUUGAGAGGGGUUCACUUUCUCCACCAUAAAGUUCUUUGCUAUACAUUUUGUUUUAGCCAGAGACCCACAUCCUGGUUCCAAGUGUGUUUUAUGUUCAAGUCUGUCUCACUGAGGCUUUUUUCUAGGUAAUGUUGCAGCCAAAGUUGGCCUUGCAGUCAAGGUUACUUUAGGUGACUGGUUUGGUUGAACUGUUACUUCACCACAUCUUCUGAAUGCCCCCCAGCCUGGAAAAAAACCUGUUAAGAAAUAUCAGACUACUGUUUACUAAAUUGAAGGUUUUACUGUGACAGUGAGAGAGUCCCAAGGGUUUAGGCAGCAAAACUGGACCCAAAAACUUUAAUUGAAGAAGAAAUAAACCAGGGGUAGGAACCUCCUGAUGUUGCUGAACUCUCAUCACUUAUAGCAAGCAUAGCCAGUGGCCAGGGUUGAUGAAAGUUCCCCACACCAGGCAUAAAUAUUGGGCCCCUCAUAUGGUAGCUGAAUGUGUUGACUUAGGUCAGCUUUCUAAUCUUACCCUGUAUGUCCUCUGUUUUAUUCCCAGAGCAACUGAAUCAUGGAGCUUCGAGUGGGGAACAAGUAUCGGCUGGGAAGAAAAAUCGGUAGUGGAUCCUUUGGAGAUAUUUAUUUGGGUGAGUUUGUCCUAACUGUAGGAAUGCAUCUUCUAAUAGCUUAGAACAUUUUGGAAUAGUGAGCUGGUGUGUGUUGGUUCUUAUGUGUUUCUUCAGCCUUGUAUUCUCUUAACUAAGGAGGCUAAGGGCCAGAGGAAAAACAACUCCUUUAGACAGAGACCGGGGGGGGGGGGGACAUACUCUUUUUAUCUGACGCCUGGAAUUCAUACUAUUUUAAAAAAUUGAGGUGUGGUAAGAUUUCUGUACUACUGUAAAGGCAGCAAGCAUUUCUCACAGGGCUUCUGUUCCUGGCCUUCAUUUGUGUUGGUGGAGCGCAUAUAAAUGUGCCCCCUUUACCCCUCUUCUGGGUCCAAAAGGACCAUGCAUUGGCGAUUGUGACAAUUGGACACACCUAAAAUAGUCACCGCCUGUAUUCAUUAACAAAGAUGGUGGUAGAAGUUCUCAAGCCUCAAUAUGUUCAGCACUGUAUAACAGUCUGACCCAACCUGGUGCUUUCCAGAUGUUGUGGACUUCAACGUUCAUCAGUCAGAGUUGUCAAUGAUCGGGGAUAAUUGAGGUUGUCCAACAACAUCUAGAGGACAUCUAGUUGGGGAAAGGUGCUAUAAAAUCUUGUAUCUGUUUUUUGGAUUUUGUAUAUAAAGUACAUGUUUGUUAUUUUAUGAACAUUUAUAACCAGCUGAAUAUAAAAGUAUUCAAGCAGUGUAUAAAACAUGAUAUAUAAAAGCAACAAUGUUUUCUUUAAUCCCCACAUUAUCAUAAUAAUGGUAAAGUCAAAAUAGUUGGUACAGGUUUCAGCUUUCAACAACCUGAUGGAUUACUUAGAUCAGAGUCCUUGCUGGUAGCGCCAUGUCUAGCAAAGCUAGGGCAAAUGAAAUAGGUCUUUAAAAAGAUGUCUAAAAGAAAAGAAAAGGCAACGCAUAUGGCAGAAGGAAGAGUGCCAGGGUAGUGCUGUCGCUACCAAAUGAUGGUCCAUAAGACAUGGUGCUACUGGUAAGGAAUCCUCAGAUAAAGAAAUCUAGCAGGUCUGUGUAUAUGGGCAGGUGGUUUUCAGGUAACCUUGUUUUAAAAACCUUUAUAUCCACGUAACCUUUCUACUGCAAGGUAUUCAGGACAGCUUAUAAUCCAAAGCAAUCGGUUAACAAACACACCACACAACAAUGGAAAUGGCAGCAGCAAAAUAGGCAGGCAAGAAACAUCAAGGGCAUGUUAGUGGCCGAAUAGUUGUGAGAGUAUACUGGGACUGGACACCUAAAAAAUAGAAGGCCGAGUGUCAAAUGUGGGUCUUCCUGCAGAAAAUGAGCCCUGCCCUUAGUCUCAGCUCACCUGUCCCCUUUGACGGUGGGGGCACCCAGUUCAGGACUGUAGGUGUUACGCUAUGUUGCAUACGUUUGUUCCCUAAUUGGGAAGCCCUUUUUGCUAGCUUGUGGCAACUAGGCUAUGAAGCUGGCUGCUCUUGGGAAAACUGGCUUGUGUGACAAAACGUGCUUUGUCACACUGCUGUGUUGCACAUCCCUGGUGUAGAGUAUUCUUGCAAGGUUCUGACAAAGGGUCUUAAGGAUUCCUCCUCCUAUACAGUGGUACCUCGGGUUAAGUACUUAAUUCGUUCCGGAGGUCCGUUCUUAAGCCGAAACUGUUCUUAACCUGAACCACCACUUUAGCUAAUGGAGCCUCCUGCUGCCGCCGCGCCGCCGGAGCACGAUUUCUGUUCUGAUCCUGAAGCAAAGUUCUUAACCCGGGGUACUAUUUCUGGGUUAGUGGAGUCUGUAACCUGAAGCGCAUGUAAACCGAGGUACCACUGUAUGUCUCAUGUAGUUCUGAUCACUGAGGGUGUGCAAGGGCCAGAGAAAAGAAUUCAAAUGCUCAACUCCUGUAUUUCUCUGAUUGGGAAGGUGGAGAUUCUUUUAGGAUACCCAUCAGGUUAUGGGUUGGGGGGGUUGGGUGCUUGCCUUUUUUCUUUUUUUUUUACUUUUGAGAAUGGUGGACUUAAUUACGUUUGUCAGUGCUUUGGCUCAUUUUUAUACUGCCAGGCAGCAUGUCUUCCUCUUGACAACCCAGGGAUCUCUUCUCAUAAUCAGUCCAAACUAUCUCUUGUUCUGAAUGACCCUACCUUUUUGUGUGUGUGUGUAAAUAUAUUUAAAAAAUAAAAAAAUUGUCCAGUAGCACCGUAAAGGUAAAGGGACCCCUGACCAUUAGGUCCAGUUGUGACCGACUCUGGGGUUGCAGUGCUCAUCUCACUUUAUUGGCCGAGGGAGCUGGCGUACAGCUUCCGGUCAUGUGGCCAGCAUGACUAAGCCGCUUCUGGCGAACCAGAGCAGCGCACGGAAACGCCGUUUACCUUCCCGCCGGAGCGGUACCUAUUUAUCUACUUGCACUUUGAUGUGCUUUUGAACUGCUAGGUUGGCAGGAGCAGGGGCCGAGUUUUUGUGUGUGUGUGUGUGUGUUCACUUAAUGGUGUGCCCAGAGGUAAAUAAAAAGUCCUAGGUGCGGCUUCCCUUCCCAGGGCUGCAUCCGAAAGGGCUACCCUCUGAGUGAUCUGUAAGGUGAUGCCUCUGCAUGCAUAGCUUCUGUGUAGCAUGUAGCUGGCUUUCCCAGGUUCUAGCAGGGUGUCACAUUGCAACCUCCCAUCUCCAGUUUCCACUCUGGCAUUGCCACAAGAUUUGCCAGCCCCACUGUUUCCCAGAUUCCUCCUCUUGAGUGUGGUUGCUUUGGGUUGUUUUCUUCUGAGCUGCCCUGCCUUAGUUUUCCAGUGUAAACCUUCCAUUUUCUGCUUAUUUUAUUGAUAUAUUUAUAUAUAUUCAGAUUUUUAUAAGUUGCUUUUCCACCUAAAAGAGUCCUCAAAGUGGCAGGUGACAAUGCAGUUAUUAAAGAUACAACUAAAUUAAAACAAUACAAAUUAGCCUGUGUUGUCAUCCUUCUGGCUGUGUUUUGAGUCCUCCUGUGGGUGGAUCAUAAUACUGGGCCUGUGUUCUUUGCCCACUGGAAAAUCCUGUUCCUCUCUGACACCAUGGAAAUGGACUGUCUGAUUUUAAAAUUUUAUAUCCUUUUCAUUUUACUCAAAAACAAAUCAAAAGUUUAAAAAACAAUAUUUUUAAAACCCAAUUUGUUACAGUAUUGGGUGUGGUGGAUAUGGUGUCAUGGCUGCAUCCUUCUAUGCUUAGGGCUGUUAACUUGUACCCCAUCUUGUCACCUUUUCCUUUGACUAUUUAUUUCCAAGAUUCUGGUUUCCACUUGUCAGAAGCCCUCUGCUCCAACUGGAUAUCUGCCAUACCUAUUUAGCAACUAAACUUGUAUUUCUCUCUCCUUCCAAGGUCUCAGGGUAGUUUUCUCAAGCUGUCCCUUUUUAUCCUGUGAAGUAGUCUAGUCUGCAAGUGAUUUUGUCUAAGCCCUGGUGAGCUUUGUGGCUCAGGAAGGAUUCAGCUUUCUUUGUGUCUGCCCCCUUGGUUUGGACCAUACUUGCAGUGGGGUUUUCUGAGCUACUCUUUUAAUGAGAUUCUGGAAACGGAUGUGACAUAAAGUGACAUGGCUUUUAAAAGCAGGUCCCCCCCACAAUAGUAGUAUCUAAUAAUAAUAAUAAUAAUACUACCCUAUAUGUUUGUAUGCCUAAUAAUUGAUGCAAAUUGCUUUCAGAAUACCUUUGAAUGAAGCAGGAUAUGAACAUUUAAAUUGGGUGUUGAGUCCAUCUGUGUUGGGAGAGCCACAGGUUCCUAACUCCCAGUGGUCAUGGAUGAUGUGACUUAAGUUCAACAUCUGGAGGGCCACAGGUUCUCCACCACUGGUUUAAAUAAACAAACACAACUUUGAACCCAGGUCCCUCUGGUCCAAGCCAUAGGUUUUUCCAACUGCAUCCAACUAGACUAGCUUUUUCUUAAACCUGAAAGAAGACCCCCACCCACCUAACAGGCUACUUCAGCAAGAGCCGUUGGGCCCUAUUCUGCUUGCACCUUGAAUGCCUGCUGAUUUCCUUCAUCUCCUCUGAAAUGUUCAUCCAUCCCUUUUAUUCCCAGCCCUGUAUUGGUUGUAUAUUUUUGUUUGCAAGCCCUUGCUACAAAGUACUUCCAUGGUCUGUUGUGCAUCAGCUAGGAACUUGCUGCUAUGGUGUUCAGUAAUAUGUAAUUUGUAGUUAUCAAUUGAUUAUGGUAAUUUGGUAGCACUUCACUGGCAGCUACAUAUUUUUUAGCUUUUUCUGCUAUUCCAGAACUGGCGCACAGGUGGGGAGCUACAAUAUUUAUUGCCUGUAUUUUAAGUUCAGCCUUUGGUACAGGGUUGACAGGCUUCAAGCAAGAGAUGGUGGUCACUGACACUGCACAUAUAGUGCUUGUACUGCAAAUGCAUGAUUGCUUCUAAGAUGGGGGUCAGCAAGUAUACUUUGGGCACUGCCAUGUUGAACGUAGAGAUGAAGCAAGGUGCCCUCUAGGAAUAAAGAUGGCAGAACUGUCCAUCCCUUUUUCUUGCAGUUGUGAAUGUAUGGGCAUAGGCAAAGAUGGAAUAUGUCUAGCUUGAAGCUUUUGCAAUUUUGCAGUAUAAGAUAAAGGCUACAUAUUCUUGAUUAGGAGUAUUUCAUUAUAGUUUUUCUGUUAAGUAACAGACUCUUAAGUGAUGGCGGCUUGUUUUUUCAUUCCUCCUAUUUUGAAUUUUGUGGCGCUGCUCAAGUGAUGGGGGGCACCAGUUCUCUGGCCAACCAUGAGUUUUGGAAAGCUUCAAAAAUUGAUGUCUGAUGAGCUGUUGUAUUUGAUCCUUCCCAAGAUCCAGUAGCCAUUCUAUAGUUUCAUCUCAAUGUCAACAUGAGCGGAUUUGAAAACGUCUCAGUCGGCUCAGCCCCCACUGUUCUUUCUCUCCACUUGCAUCCUUCCUCUUGGUCUUUCCACCUUUUUUAUUCCUCCGUCCAAUAAGUGCCAAGUGAAGUGUAUUUCAUUAAAUGCAAGCACUUGUAUUUCCUACCCCACCACAAAAUAACUGAAAGCGAAGUAGGUAAAUCAAAAAUUGGCUGGCUGCUUCUGCACAUGCCAACCACCGUGUGGAUUUAUUGAAAUUGUUCUCUCAGGAUGCCAGCCCAGUUGUGCAAAUCAGACUGGAGUGACUUACCCCAGAGGGAGGUUGCUUGUUGCUUGGCAAGCCUGGUAUUGGAAAAAAGAGCAUUGGAGAUCAGGCCGAGAGACUGGGGUGUCCUGGACUAGACACCCUAUAAGCCUCUUUUGCAUUCUAUGAUUCUGUAAUUCAAUGGCUUUUAUAAACACACGUCUGGAAUGUGGAGACUUUGCUUUCUGUUGUGAAGACUGUUUGGUUUGGGAGGCUCAACUGAGAAACACUGGUGAACCAAUGGUGUGUGUGUUGGGGGGGAAGAGGUGGGUGAUCCUGAAUACAGUAACCGCUUGGGGGAGUGUAUUGUCACUGGAUCCAGAGGCAGAACUUUUAUCUGCAGGAGUUGCUACAGGUUGGAAUAGAGAUUUUUCUCCCAUCAGACACGGAAGGCUGUUUGGCAAAGCAGGGCAUGCUGGGUAGCUGGUGGUGUCUGCUUGGACAGUUCCUGAUGGCAGGCCCCUCCCUCGGAGGGAGGGGGUGCGUUCCCUUUGUUUCCUAGCUAGUUAACUCUCUCUCUCCCUGCCUGGCUUCACCCAUCUGCUCCAUUCGCAUCCUUUUCUUUUGCCGCUCGGUAACAAAAAAUGACAGGGAGGAAAGGUGGUGGCAAAAUGUUGUUCUGCUCUUGAAUGCCAAUGGGUGUGUGUUGAGUAUAUUUAUGUGCCCCAACAAGUCCAUGCAUCUAAAUUUCCCAAAAGGGUCCCUCGUGAAGACUGUCAUUUUCACUUAGGCUGGUGGCAUCAAUCUUUUUGUAAGACCUUCUCCGUCAUGCCACCCCCACCCCCCCACAUUUGAGCAGUUUGAAACAAAUGGAUUUUGAAGUAUGCGGCCCACACGAUUGAAUGAGACAGGGGGUGGAUGCUGCGUAGGAUUGUUGAUGAUUUCCAGAUUUCUCAGAUCACUGAAGCAUAAGGUCUUGGUAGCAUUUGUAUCUAUAUGGAAUGAGGCAAAGGAACGGGAUUGUUCCUAACUACCCUUUGUUGUCUUGGCUGCUUCAUAAUCCUAUUUGUAAUAGCAAAGGCAUGAUUAUGAUUGGAUAUGGUUUCCUGGGGAUUUAUCUCGUAUGGGGACGGUGCCUGGUGUUCACUUGACUCUUCCUUCUGUGUUUGAACAAUGAGGCGGGGAUUAUGGGCUGGGCUGGGGAAAGGCAGGAGAGCAAUGGAGGGAGUUGCAGGUAAAAUAAGACAGUUGGGGGUUCAGGAAAAGGCUGGCUGAAGAACUGGGGUUUGAGGAGGAACCUAAAUGGAAAUAAGUUUUAUAAAUGAGCCUUAGGUAUAAGUAUGAUUAAAGACCUGGAUAUGAAAUGGGGAGAAGUAUGCUAUUUUCAUUUUUAAUGUAGUCUUUGUUUUUGAAAGCAUUUCUGACUUUUAGCAGGCAAGAGGUUAUUUAUCAUUACAUUCAUAUCCCACCUUUAUUGCAAGGAAGAUCAAAGUGACACACAAAAGUUUCCCCUUCUUUCCAUGUUACCUUAUCAACAACCGUGUGGGGCAGAAUUACACUGAGAAACUGUAAUAGUGAAUUUCGUGGCUGGGUUCAGGAUUUGAACCCAGAUCUCCCAGAUUCUUGUCCAACACAUUAACCACUACUCCAAAUAGGUAGAGUUCUUGUACUCUGAGCUGGAUUAAAUUCAGUCUUCUUCUUACCUUGUUCUCUGGUGUAGGCAGCAGGGGCUUCUGUCAUGCAUAGCUGGAUGGGACCAGGAAGAUUUUGGACUUGGCUAUCACAGAAAGUUGGGUCUUUGCACAUGCCUGCUGCCUUUUGUAUUGUCCACACCUCUGGGCUCCUUGACUGAGCAGUCCAGAGACAAAACCACUCCAAAGAAUGAAUGCUACGUAGAUACGUAGAAUGUAUGAGUGAGAUAAUGACACCACCUCCUGUUGUGGAUUUGACGUGAGGCUUUUUAAAGAGAUUCAACAUAUUAUCCUCCUGUAUGCUCUGCUGCCCUAAAAAAAAAAAAUUUAAUUAGUGAGUCACAGCCUAAAAUACAGUUUUUAGGAAAAGGUAGGCAGCUUAUGUAGUAGUAGUAAGAUGUUGGCGAGGAUUGCUAAAUAAGCAGUUUGCAUACAACUUGUGUUGGGGAAAGGCCCCCAUGGCAUGAGGACAGAGCACUAUGCUUUGUAUGUGCAAAGGUACAGUUGCUCACACUGGUAUCUCCAGGAGGAAAAAAAGAGGUUUGGGUAGCAGGUGAUUGGAAAGAUAGCUCAGCCUGAGUCUCUAGAGAGCUUCCUGCCAUUUCAGAGUAGACAAAGCUGGGCAAAAUGGGCCAAUUAGCUGGCCUGGUAGAGCAGCUUUCUACAUUCUGCUUACAGACUCUUUCGAGGUAGAGGACUAUUCUGAAUGGCUGCUUGGAAAAAAACAGGUACCCCCCCCCCUUCAAGAUGUGUGUGAGGCCUCCAGCCUAAAGGACAGGCAUCUUGAUACAACUUCUCACAUGGCAUUCUCAAUACUGCCUUAACACUUGUAGGAUUCUAGACCAGCUUACAAAAAUACCUUGCGUGUGGCCACUGAUGUUAUAAAUGGAUGCCAUUUUUCCUGAGUCUGCAGAGGACAGACCUGAAGCUGUGACUCAGAUGUCAGCUCCUGUGCGCCCACAGCCUCCCUCCUCCCGGCUAAUCUCAUUGGGGUUGUAGCUUUAAAGCCUAGUGACAACACUCUUUAAAUGUCAGCAUUAACUUUGGUUUGCUGAUCAUUUUAGCAGAUGGAGUGAGAAUAAAGCCCAUGGGAAGGGGGGGGAGAGAGGACUAGGAGUUCCUACAGAGAAGGAAAUGCAAGAGAGAGAGAGAGAGAGAGAGAGGCAGACACCGCAGGUUGUAUAACUCUGGUCCUAAGGGGGAACGUAUCUUCCUAAUGAGUAAUGCCGGGCAUGAUGAUAAGAUAAUGGCUGAGAAUUUAAAAGCGGAAAUAUGUGUUAUGCAAGUGCCAUCCACUAUCCUAUUCAAGGCAAGAACUGAGUUGGUGGAUCACAUCCCUGAAUUUACACCUUGCCCUCAGGGCUAUGACUAAAAUGGAGUGCAACUGCAUUGCCAAACAAAGUUCACUGACAGGUUGGUGGUGGCAGUACUUUUGUCUCUGUGGAUGUUUGCUUCUCUUCUCUCUCCCCCCCCCCCCAAGACCUGUUCAAAUGAUUGCUUCACACAUGUUCCUGUGGGAAAUGGAAAUCUUCCUUUCUCUGGCUGGUACACCAGAACAUACUAUAUCCCCAGCCUGUUGUGCCUUGUUCUUCAUUUCCACUAGAGAGAGAAUGUUGCUGAUGUAUAUAGAGCAAGAUGGGGGCUGUUGUUGUUUUUUGCUUUGGCCAUUUCCCCCACAAUUGCAGAACUAUGUGCUUGUUGGCUAUUCCUGCAGCCUAGAUAAGGACAGAAGUCUUUUACUAGGUCACUUGCCAAUGGGGUUCAACCCUGUUGGGAAAUCCUGCUCCCUAUUCCCAGAUGCAUAGGAGCAGGCUGCCGUUGCACUCUGCACAUACACAGAGGUGCUUUUUAUUGCUUUACAUUGUCAGUACCAACUUCCCAGAACUGUACACAAGUUAAGGGGCUUUCCUUGUUCCAAACUGCUCUGUGCUGCCAUACCUGUGCACCUAAGUGUCGUGAGAUGACUUUGAGGUGGUUCACACAUAAUGCCAGACCAUGGUUUGUUCCGACAUGAAAGAGCACUUAAAGAAGCCUUGGAAUCUCAUGCUGCUUCUCGUGUGGCACUUCCCAUAGCUUGUUUUGCCCACUGGGUACUUAGUGUGUUUUUUCCCUACAACCAUGUGUUGCAUGACAGAGAGCAAUCCACUCAUGAGCCCCAGCCGGCAUGGCCCGAGGUUCAGGGGUGAUGGGAGUUGUAGUCCAGCAGCAUCUGGAAGGUCAUGGGUUCUAUAUCCCUGCAAUAUUGGAAUCGGGAUCAAAUGCUGAAUUUCAAUCUGAUUUGCAAGUUUAGUGAAAACUGUGGUUCUAAUGCAAAUGAUGCUUUGUCUCAAAGUAGAAGGGCAGAGAUCAGGCCGGAGAAGAAUGGUGGGAACUGCUGCACAUACGCAGUGAAGGGAGCCCAAGGCUUACUAAGCUCUACUCCUUUGAGUAGGUCUAGUGGGAGUUUCUGCACCUUAGGGUGAGUGGCUAACUGGCAAAGUGGAUCACUCCUGAAGCCCCAAACUAGAUUUGUUUUCUCGGAAACUUGCCCCAACAUGUCCCUUGCAUGAUCAUGAUUCUGCCCAUAGAAGGUCACUCAGACUUCGAAAGUUCAAGAAGCAGCGACACUACAAUAUAUAGAAUGGCAGCUGACCAGUUUAUGGUAAGCCUAAAAACCUCAAUUUGUGUUCAGAGCAGUGCACCUCCUCUUACCUUUCUGUUCAUGAAGGGAGGUUAAAUCAAAUAUUGCUGCUCUCACUGUUCACUUAUCCUGUGGCCUGUUGAUUUGCCAAGCCUCUGUUUUGCAUGGGUCAUUCUUUAUUAAGCACUCCAAUUUGUAUUUGAAAGAAACAGUACCAAGCUUCAACUACAUUCAGUAUCCUACUUUGGACUGUGAAGUGUAGAGUCUAGGUCACUUUUGAGCUUUUCAUAGAAAUGUCCCAGAUAGCAUUCCAUGGCCUCAGGCUCCGUUGUUUACAGCAUUUUUCUUAUACCCAUAUGUGUAUAAAAUAAAAAAAUGCAUAAUGUGUAAUUUGAUAAAAAUAUAAACAAUAUAUAUUUACCCUUUGCAGCCUUCCCUGCUCCUAGCUUUCUUGCCUUUUGCUUGCUACAUAGUCUCUAAGCACCUUACAACAUUUUAAUAGCAUAACAACAAUACAUUGCAAUUUUAAAAAUCCAAAAACUUGUAGAAUAGACCCAGUAAAGCAGCAGCAUAUAACCUCAGUAGCAAAAUAUCCUAUCAAGCAAAAUAAUCAGAAUCAGACAAAUGCCUGGGACAAAAGUUCUUUCCUGGUGCCAAAAAGACAUUAAUGACUGGGCCAGGCAGACCUUACUGGGGAGACCCCUUGCACAGACAGGAAACCAGAACCAAAGAGGACCUCUUCCUUGUUACCACUCUUCAAAUCUCUCUCUGAGGAAGCACCCAGGUAAGGGCCUCUGAUACAGAUCUAAGAGCCCCUAUAGGGUCAUGUUGGGACAUAUCUGAAAAAUACUGGGGUCUAGAUCUGUAUAUGGCUUUAAAGAUCAAAACCAACUUUUUGAAUUGGCCUUGGAAUGUAGAGGCAACCAGUGCAGCUGAGCCAAUAUCAGCUUUAUAUGAUCAUUUUGCCUCAAGUCUGUUUGCAAUUGGGUAGCUGCAUUCUGCACUAUCUGCUGUUUCUGAACAGUUUUUCAAAGCAGCCUCAUGUAAAGCACAGUUCAGCCAGGUUACCUGUUCAGAUAGGGUUGUAGUUGAUCAGCAGCCUAAGCUUCUGGAAGGUGGAUCUUGACACCACUGAAGCUACCUCUUCAAGUAACAGCAGUGGAUCAAAAACUAUGAACCUGCUCUUUCAAAGAGAGCUCCCCAUAUCCAGCAUGCUGCACACCACUCAGCUGAACAGGUGAACCACCCACCAGCAGCAUCUCAGCCUCAUCAGGUUUAAGCUUCACUUUCUUGACACUCAUCCAGUCGGUUAUUGCAACCAGGCAGCAAUUCAGCACGUCACUGCCUCACCUGCAGAAGAUGAAAAGGCAAACUAGAAAUGAGGCCAUUUCUAGAGACAGCAUGCUUCAGAGCUCUGUAUGAGUCCUGCUUUUGUGUAUAUGUUAAAUAGCAUGGAGGCCAGAACCAGCCCUGUUGGACCCCCACACUGGAGACCCCACAGGGGUGUUCUGUAUUCUCCAAGCGCCACCACCUGGAGCCAACUAUCCAAGUAGAAGUGGAAGCACUGCAUCGUUGUGCCUCUGGCCCAGGAAGUCAUCGCAGAAGGAUACCAUAGUUGAUAGUAUUGAAAGCCGCUGAGAGACUAGAGCAUCAAAAGGGUCACACUCCUCCUGUUUCCACCCCCCUCAACACAGGUCAUAACCCAGAGCAACUUGAGACGAUUUCUGUACCCAUACUGGGCCUGAAUCCUGAUUGAAAUGGAUGUAGAAAAUUAGGCUUCUCCAAAGAGUGCCUGGAUCUGCUUGGCAACCAUCCUCUUGAGGAACUUUCCCAGAAAGGAACCUCUGCUGCUGUUCUGAAACUAUUUUGAACUUCUGAAUCCAGGGGUUUCUUUAGGAGUAGUCCACCACCACCUUCUUCAGCUGGCCGAGGCAUUAAUAACCUCUCUGGCCCAGCCAGCUGCCCCCUCCCAGUCAGGUUUUGUAAGCUGAAAGGGACAAGGGUCCAAAAUGCAAGUAGUUGCACAAACCUAACCAUGCACCUUCUCCAAGUCCUCAGGCUGCAGGAUCUGAAACUCAUUUAAUGAUCUUUUACCAAAAAAAGUGCUCCAGGCCACCCCACCAGAAUUGUUUGUUUGUGUGUAAUUAUCUCUGCUGACUGUUGAUAACACUUCAUGCAUCUAAAGUGGACGCUAAUCCAUAAAACCUGUUACAGUGGUACCUCGGGUUACAUACGCUUCAGGUUACAGACUCCGCUAACCCAGAAAUAGUGCUUCAGGUUAAGAACUUUGCUUCAGGAUGAGAACAGAAAUCGGCGAGGCAGCAGCAGCAGGAGGCCCCAUUAGCUAAAAUGGUGCUUCAGGUUAAGAACAGUUUCAGGUUAAGUACGGACCUCCGGAAUGAAUUAAGUACUUAACCCGAGGUACCACUGUAUAGUCUUCAAGGUGUCAUACAACCUCUUGCUUUGGCAAUAUCUAAAUGUAACUUUUGAUUGUAAUAGUCAAAGCUGUGCAUUCUCAGUGACUAUGUCCAACAUGGGAUUUGGAAAUGGAGCAAAUUCCAGUAUUCUAAGAGUGAUUUUUUUAAAAAAAGCUAUAGGACACCAGAGGGGUCUAGGAAGCUCUGUGUGCAUAAUUUCCUAUGGCUGAGGGCCUAAGUUUCAGACCUCUGUAGAACUUCUUCCCCUUUCACUUGCCUUAUUUGGGGCAGAAUAAGAUAUGCAAAACAUGCAUAAUAUAUCCAACUUCUAGAAUGCUACUUCCUUUGUAUAGGCAUUCUUUAGCCGCUGAGCGUUGCUAAGUGUAACAAGCCUGACAUAUUUGUGGCAAGACUAUAAAGUUAAGAUUUUGCAACCCCGGAAGCCCUAAUUGUGUAAGCUUGUUAUAAGCAAAAUAAGUGGUGCUUCUGAUCUUGCAAUAACUGAUUUCUUUGACAUAACACUGUCCUCAGCAUUCACAGACAGGCUAACAGCUUAACUGGCACCAAACCGCUCAAGCUAGGUAAACCAAUACUGAUUACAGAAUAAAGCAGGACCAGAAGGGGAGAAGAAACGUGAUUUAAUUAUAAUUUUUAUAAGUGGUAGGUAGGGGAACUGAGAGUGGAGCCUGCAAAGAGUGAAAAUGGUUUCCCGGCCAUAAAAAGCGUAUUCCAGAGUCUCACUUCCUCUUCCUUCCCUAGCUUCUCUGUAAAUCAGGGUUAGAUGUUUGUUUAUAUCUUACAAAAGUGUUUCUAUACUACUGUAUCAUAAAAUGUCAGGACAGCGUACACCAUUAAAACAUAAAACAUUUUUAAAACAAUGCAGAUACUGAGGUUCCCAAGAAUGCUGGAAUGCAUCCCCAUCACUUCUGAAUGACACAUCCUAAAGCAGGAUUCCUCACCCUCGGCCCUCCAGAUGUUUUUGGUCUACAACUCCCAUGAUCCCUAGCUAGUGGGACCAGUGGUCAGGGAUGCUGGGACUUGUAGUCUCAAAACAUCUGGAGGGCCAAGGUUGAGGAAGCCUGUCCUAGAGAAAUCUGCUUCUUCGUUUCAAUUUUGCAUGACCAGUGCUAAUUUUAAUUACUAAUCUUGCUUGUUUAAAUACAGAUGAACUGAAACUGAGCUAGUUUUGCACAAGGUGACAAAUCAAUUCCUUUUGGAAUCUCUUUCAUUGGGGCCUUCUCUCUGUUUGCUCUUCCUGACGAGCACGAUGAGCCUGUUGCCAAAAUGAAUGGGAUGAUAUUCUGCAUCAUGCUGCAGUGAAAUCACUACAGCACAGUGUGGCGAGGUGGGAAGCAUCCCUGUUUCCAAAGCAACUGGGGCAAUGCUCUGCCUUACUAGUAUAGUGCAGUUGCCAUGACAACUGGCAUGUUCCCUCCCUGUGCUGUGGGCGCAAAGCAUUGACUAUCUUCUGCCCUCAAUGUCACAGAGCCAAGACAUGGGUACAUAGCGUCAUGAUGUUAUGUUCCCCACAUGAUUCCUAACUGGUUGGGAUUACUCAGAAGAAGAAAGCAGAGCCCUGUACCCCACCCAGCUGCAGUGGCACCACAGCAGAGGAAUAAAUUGAGAGCUGUGAAUUGUUGCCAACAGUACCAAGAAAGAUACUAUAUACAUGCAUUUCAGUCAGGGACUUAGGUAGGCCCGACCUGCCUUGUUACGUGAUGGGGUGGGCUCCCUCCACCCAAAUAAGUGGAUUGUGAGGGGUCUUGGUACAGUGGUACCUCUGGUUAUGAACUUAAUUCAUUCUGGAGGUCUGUUCUUAACCUGAAACCGUUCUUAACCUGAAGUACCACUUUAGCUAAUGGUGCCUCCCGCUGCCGCUGCGCCGCCCCCAGCACGCAAUUUCUGUUCUCAUCCUGAGGUAAAGUUCUUAACCCGAGGUACUACUUCCAUGUUAGCGGAGUCUGUAACCCAAGGUGUUUGUAACCUGAGGUGUUUGUUAUCCGAGGUACCACUGUACAUGCCAAAAGGAUGUCCUGGUCUUAGGGUCUUUGUGUUUAACCUUUUGUUUAAGGGGAGGGGGAAGCUGAAAUACUUAGAGAAUUAACUUUCAUCAAUUUAUUGUAAUCAAAAGAUUAUAUGCACACACCAUUACUGCAACAGCUUCCAAAAUGCUAUAGAUGUUUUGUCAUAUGUAUGUUUGAUUUGGGCGGCAUUCGACUAAGCUUUGCUCAGAUUAGACCCAUUUAAAUUAAUGGACUUGAUUAAUUUCAGUGGGUCUACUCUUGAGUACAGUCUUGUUUAAUACCAUCCAUUAUUUCUUAGCUUGGAUUUCUUAUGCUCAAUGAUUGCCCACAAGGAAAGACAAUUGGAAGUAUGUGUUGGCUGGGGAUUGCCACUUUAUUGGGUUAGAUUUCCACCUCUGAAUGUUCAUAAAAUGUUUUUCACCUUCUAAAAGCUCUGCUUUUGCCUCAAACUUUUGGGAAUGCAAAUUUAGCACGGUCCUAACAUUUAAUUUUUAAAUAGUUGGACAUAAUUUAGUAUAUAAACUGAAAAUAAAUAGCACCAAGAAAAAAGGAGGUCUGCCACCUGGGCAAAUUUUGCAUUUUGUUGAUGGGAAAUGGUAAGGAGUUACACAGGAAAUCACUGGAACAACUAUUUUUAGAGCAGCAGAGAGCCUCGGCCCAGAUUCAAGUAAGCCUCAGUUCUGGCCCUCAGCUGCACCUGGCUCCUCACAUGAGCACUGCACAGGAGCGCCUAGGAGCCAGGAGAAUUGGUUAGAGAUCAAGGCAAGAGAGGCUGUAGCCUUCAAAGUUGAAGAGGAGGCAAGACAGGAACUGGGCAAAAGUCAGAGUGGUCAGGCCAGUGUGGGGAAAGGAAGUAGGUGAAAAGGAUGGGUAGGCAGGGAGAGAAAAAGAAGCCUCUGGAGGAAAAAGGGCCAGGAAAGCCCGUGAAGGAAUUUUGAAAGAGGUACAGUUAAUAUUUACUAUUGUUUAAAAUAAAAUAAACAGUGCAUUGAGAGGUAGGUGAUAAGAGAGGAAAGCUGUUGUAGGAGGAAAAAGUGGAUGUAAAAAGAGCAGGGAGAAGGAAUAGGGUGAAAUUAAAAUGUGAAAGGCAGAAGAAGUGAUGGGAGAUGAAUUAAAAAAAUUUUUUUUGAGAGUUGGAGGGAGAAAGAAAUAGAAAAUAAAAAGCUUUCUGUGUUUAGAGCAUCUAGAUCAGCAAAUUCCACCAGAAGUAUAGAGGGUCGAAUGUUACCUUUAUUCUAAAACCUGCCAUCCAACCAGUUGAUUAAAAAUGUGCCUCUGCAGCAGUGCUUAAAAACGAAAAGAAAAAAAGAAUAAAAAGCCUUCUUAAGAAAAAUUGAGGUCUGGCAUAGCGCCCUCAAGGCCUGGUCAGAGUGAGUCUGGUAGACCUCAUUGGGAAGAAAAUUCCAUUGGGAAGUCACGACCACUGGUAAGGUUCUGUUCUUUAUUGAUGACAGCUUAGCCACCUAUCCAAAUUAGGGCCACAGCAGCAGCAGCUGUGGGAAUGUUUGCAUGGAAGCAGGUAAUUUAGCACACCCUUGGAUUUGGUUAAGACUUGGGUAGGCUUCUGAGCAGAUUAGGAAUAAUGAAGAUGAAAAAUGUUGAUGUGCUCUGAGAGGGCUAUGUGAGAGUAAGAUGGAAGUGGGUUUUGGAGUUGAUGGCCUGAGGGUGUUGAAACAAAUGCUUGAGUUGGUAGGGUUAGAUAUUACUGGCCCAAGGUCUCUCUUGAACAGGGGAGACAGCCACUUGCUUGCCUAAUUUGUGAAUUAACACUGCCCAGAAUGGCUACAUGUGAUUGGGAGGUGACAGGACACAGAGACAUGGGUGAGCUUGAAAUGGUGUAGCAAAACUUCUCCAAGGAUAUGAGGCUACUGUAUUCAGGUAUUCUGUGGAGCCUCAUACAAUGAGGCCCAGCAACACUCACUCUCUCGUUUUUGUUAGCUUCUGACCUACAGAAUCGGAGCGUCCUGAAAUAAAAGCCAUCUCUUAACGACAUAUAUGACAAGUCUGAGAUUGGGAAGGAGAUUGUGGCGUAAUCGUUGCAGGCAGGCUGAGUGCAAAUCGUGCUGUUGUAAUUUUUGGCUGGUGGAACCUCUCUGUUCCCAUAAGGGGGGGAAAUGGCAUGCUCCACCCUCUUCUCUCGCAACCAAAAGAACAAAACAAAAAUGAUUUAUUUAAAAAAUAAAAUAGGGUUGUGUGCAGCACUUAAGCAAUUUCUUGUUUUGGUGGCAGCUAAAUUUAGCUCCACCCGUGUCAACAUUUAAUUAAAUGAGAAAUAUAAUGGUACCCUGUGUGUCGUAGUCCCUGUGUGGUUUAAUUUGCUAGUGAAUCUUUUUUCUUCAUUCAGAGUGUAUGACUUAAUUGAUAAACCAAACGGGAUUUAAAAAAAUCUUUCCAAAAGUAUAAUUGCAUGCUUCGUUGAAGAGGAGGGCACCUGAAGAGAGGGAGCAGGUGGGACUGAUUGUGGGACUUAACAAAAAGAAGCCAGUUGAUUGAUUGUUUGCUUGCUUGUAAAUGGUUUCACUGCAGAAAUAAUAAUAUGCACAUUGUUUUGAUGGCAGUGGCAAGAGUCCUAGGAUACAAGGUGUGUGAACAAGAGCUACUCCGCCAGAAGGAUACCUCGGUGCUAGGAGAAUUCUGGUGUUUACAGUGCUUGCAAAGCUACUGUGCUUUUGCUGCCAGUGGGGAAAAAUGGAGUGUUCCAUUCAUUUCUGGGGUACAUCAGCAUGGUGUGUCUGCAGUCUUGUCAGUCAUUGAUCCAUGAUGUUGCUGGCUCGCUCUUUUAUGUAUGUUGUCCUCGGCCCUUAUUGCUGCCCAUUCUGAUCCACACUCCUGAUGUGAAAACACUUGCCCUCUUUUUGGUGUGUGCUCUCAUCCCUGAAGGCCAUUUUGCGCAUUGCACAACGGCAAGUGUAGCUUUGCCCUCAAUAAGACACUCAGCAGUAAGGUGUGCAACCAGUUGCAUCUUCCUGAGAAGUGUCCCGGCAUGAUGAAUGUGUCUCUUUCACACUUAUAAAAUGCAAUGUGUGAAGUUCCAGGGUUUUUUUACCCUGUGUAGCUAGGGUUAGAUAAUUUCCUUGCCCAGUGCCGGCCUAAGAUUUCCUGGCUAAAUUGAGAUUGUAAUCUAGUUAUUUAGGUUCAUGCAUUAUUUGCUUGACCAAAUUUAGCACCUUGUGCUGUGGUUUUUUUAGUAAUUGUGAGCAAAUUGGUGAGCCACUUACAUGUAUUCACAGAAUCAUAGAAUCAUAGAGUUGGAAGAGACCACAAGGGCCAUCGAGUCCAACCCCCUGCCAAGCAGGAAACACCGUCAGAGAACUCCUGACAUAUGGUUGUCUCUGCUUGUGGCCUCUGAUGCAUCCUUUUAGGAAUGGCUUCUUUACAUGGAUGGUAUCCCAACACUUUAAAUGUCUCUUAUGGCUGUGGUAUAUUUAUUGCAGCUGAUACAUGGCUUAUGAUGAAUGUGCUAAAGCCUUCACUGCAUCAGACAGCCUCUGUGCUUUCCAUGCCAUUUGAGGCUGAAAAGUGCAAACAAACAUUUAGCUAAUAAAAGCCAACUGUUUGUUUAUACUUUUCACAUUCGGAAGGCUCCAUCCGGUGAGUAGUUCAUCACCUGAGGUUUUGAAUGUGUUUUUUAAUCAAAUGCUUGCUUUGCCUUAGAGUCUUAAUCUCUUCCUAACUUGACUAAUUAUAAAACAAAAAGAUUUGCCUCAAAUUCUUAAGGUGGAUCUGCUACCCAAUGUUAAAAAGGCUAGCACCAUAAACUUUUUUUGUGAAAGUAAGAGUGUUUCACCCAGGUCAUGUGAAAUAGAGAUCCAGUGUGGAGUGAGAUUAAGAAGUGUGUCAAUAGGACCAAGGAGACAUGGAAUUCAAAUUGCUUCCCAGCCAUAGCUUGAUGGGUGACGUUGGGCCAGUCAUGUAGCACCCACUCAAUCUACCUCACAGGGCUGUUGUGUGCAUAAAACAGGGGAGGGGAAAGAACUGCCCUAAGCUCCUUGGAUGAUAAUGAUGAUGGUGAUGAUAUUUAUACCCCACCCAUUUGGCGCUAUUUCCCCAGGAUGGAUGAGAUAGAAAUGUAAUAAAUAAAUAAUCAUCCCCUCCCCUCUUUGUUUUCGUGCAGGUGCCAAUAUUGCCACUGGGGAAGAGGUAGCCAUUAAGUUGGAAUGUGUGAAAACCAAGCACCCGCAGCUCCACAUCGAAAGCAAAUUUUACAAGAUGAUGCAGGGAGGAGGUAAAUUCAGCGAAUAAUGAAAUACAAGUUGCUAUAAGGUACAGUGGGGUUUGGAUAUUAAACCUUGGUGCCUGCUUCUUGGUGUCUCAUAAGGGGUGUGUGUGUUUCGCUUCCCUCUUAGUGGGCAUCCCUUCCAUUAAGUGGUGUGGAGCAGAGGGCGACUAUAAUGUGAUGGUGAUGGAACUUCUGGGACCCAGCCUGGAGGACCUCUUCAACUUCUGCUCUCGCAAGUUCAGCCUCAAGACUGUUCUGCUCUUGGCAGAUCAGAUGGUGAGUUCUUAUAAUCUGUUCUUUAUGCUCACGUGUGCCUUUCUUCUCAGUUCCCUUCUUUGUAGCAGUAGUUCAAGAUUUAAUUAUCCUAAAUUAUUACGCUUGAGUGGGGAAUGGAGAAAAUGUACACAAAGGGUGUCUUGUUCUGCAAGAGCUGGAGAAGCAUAAAUCCUCAUGUAGGGAGAGAUGGGGUUUGUGUAGCGUAUGUGCUAUUGGCCAGUGCGGAAGAUGCUGAGGGCAAUGGGGUGUGUUGCUAGAGUUGGUAGUUUGUGAUGCACUUAGACCUGAGUGCUCUGAGUACCAUGUUUCCACACCCUCUUUGGCGGCAGCUGCAGCAAAAAAUUCCUGCUUCUGGCUCCAAAGUAAAUGCAUUUGAAAUGUUCCUUUUGAAAACCUAUUAAGCUCCAGAGGUCCUGUGAUUAGGCCCACGUUUUCACUUUCCUGCUACCGAAGGACAGAAAGUUGGGGUUAAAAGAAAGCUUGAGGUUCCCUGAUUUCUCUUUGAGAAACAUUGCAAGUUAGAGGAGACUUCAGGUUAACCCUCUUGUGUGUAUGUGGUUUGCUGUGUAGCUUGCAGUGCUAUUAGUGGCCUUGGUUUCACCAGUUUCUGUGUAUAUUCUCCUUCCUGGCACCAUUUCCCAACCCAUUUUCAGAUCAGCCGUAUCGAAUACAUUCAUUCCAAGAAUUUCAUCCACCGAGAUGUGAAGCCAGAUAACUUUCUCAUGGGGCUUGGCAAGAAGGGCAACCUUGUGUACAUCAUCGACUUCGGCCUGGCCAAGAAGUACCGAGAUGCCCGCACUCACCAACACAUCCCCUAUCGGGAAAACAAAAACCUGACUGGCACAGCCCGCUAUGCCUCUAUAAAUACUCACCUUGGAAUUGGUAAGCUUGUCUUACACUCCUGUGUUACUAUGGAGAACAUGGUUAGGUGGAGAAAAGUUGUUGUGGCCUUCUAUAUGUUGCUGGGCUCCCAUCAGCCUCCAUAGCCAGUGGGCAGGCAUAAUGAGAACCUUGAAUCCACAUGGUCUCCACCUUUGUGUUAAACAGUAAUCCAUUUCAUAGUGGUUAUAAUUUUGCAAACUUGUGUAAUAACUGCAGGGUUCCACUCAACACUAAGCUGAGCUUUCUCAGUCUGCAAUUGUGUGCUUUUUCGAAGUUCUGACAUGGCACAGACCAGGGGUCAUUUAACCGGCCCACAAGCUGCCCCCAAACCAAGCCGCCCGCUCGGCGAGUCUCCGCGCACUGCGCUAAACCAGCACAGCGCAGGGACUCGCUUCCAUGGCGCCGGAAAUCACAUCUGCACAGACACUGGAAAUCGCGGGCCCACGGGGGGGGGGGAUCUCCGCUGGAGUGAACCGGCCCAGGUGAGGUAAACCUUGCCAACCCCUGCGCCAGAAACAUGAAGCCACCUUUUUUUGUACAGCAGGCCGAGGGCAUUCUCUUACUUCGCUCCUUGCAGACUCCUUUGUGAUGCUACUGGCAACCUAAUAACUAAUAACACUUAGCAAUGGAAGCCCAUGGCAUUAGUAUCCAGUAUGAGGUCUGUGUUUGAAACUUCAAAUGGUGUAAACCAUUCAGCUUUUCAAGCAAUUGAUUACUCAAAUUUUACACAGUGAAAAGAAUUCUAAUGCGCUUUUUUGAUACGUCAUGUGAGGCAGUCUUUUCUGAAAUGCCAAAUAACUAUUUUGAAUGCCUUCCUGCGUUUGGACAGAGCCAGGGAAAGAAUGUCAUUUUUCUCCCUCCCCCUCCCCCUCCCCAAAAAAGUGGCACAGGGGAAAUGGACUAGCAGAUCUCUGUACUCUAUGUAGGCUGGUCCUUCAAGAGUUCUAGAGGUCUUACUAGCCACACCCAGUUAUUCAGGGAAAAUAUUUAAACUAAUGUUUUAGUUGAUUGUGCUCAUUAAUCUAUACUGGUUACCCUGUCUCAAAAAAGGAAUUAAGAGAGCUGGGGAAGGCUUAAGGAGAGCACAACUGAAAUGACCAGGGACUUGGAGUAUUGGAGAACUUUUUCACCUUUAGUUUAGGGGGAAAGGAUGGCUAAGGGGACAUAAGGGAGGAUAUAAAAUCAUGAAUCAUUUCGAAAGAAUCUGAUAAUUUAUAUCUUUCAGAGUACUGAUAAUUUAUAUCUUUCAGGUCCUUCAGGUUGCUAAAAAUCCACCUAAGGUUAAUUAUGUUCAUGCAAUGCAUAAUUAACUUUGGAUUAAUUGCUCAGAUGGCUUUUUUUAGGGGGGAGGAUGGUUAGACAAACGUGUGGAGUCUUUGAAUGGCAAUCGGCUAUGAAAGCUAAAAAUGGAAUGGUAUUUCCUACCAACAAGGUAUAACUGUUAACAUCAUGCUCUGCUUGGAAGCUUACAAGGGGCAGCCUGCUGGACAUUGGAUCUGUAGCGUGGCUCAGAAAGGCAAGUUGUUGUGGGAAAUUCCCAUCCUCUGCUAGCCUUUAACUGUGCUGCUGAAGAAGAAAGGAAUGCAUAGCAGAACUGAAGUAACAGUAGAACAUGUUUUUUGGGCCCUUUGGCAGCUUAAGCUUCUGGACAAUUGGCCAGUGACCUAGUCAGCGCAUAAUUUAAUGUCAAAUGUUAAACAGUCUUAAAAUUUAUCUGCCACGAUGACUUCCUUUUGCUGCCUUGCCAAAAGAGAGAGAGAGAAAGACUUGCUGUUGCCCGUCUGCCGGAGCAGAAAAUGCAUCCUCUCUCCUCGACAGCUCGGAGAGAAUCACACAGUGAAAAACCAGGAAACCAGUGUACGUCACAUCCAGUCUCCCUUUCCCGUGAGAAACUCCAACAGUACAGACUGUGGAAUGUAAACACCUGUCUCGUGACAAGCAGAGCUGCACAGUGAACGAAAGCAGAAACCAACAUCAUCCCCUUUCUGUGAACAUCACUGGGCAGCGUGUUUGCACAAUAUCAGUACAAACCCAACUUCUGCACAUAGGUACAGUGUUGAUCCCUCGAUACAAUCUUGGACAAUACAUCAGCAGGAAUUUUAUUACCUGGCAUAUAGGACACCGUUACGAGUCCCUUCUGAAUACAUUCCAUAGCAUGCUGCAACUUUAAUUGCAAGUGCUUUGUGCUUUGCUUACAACCUUCAGACUUCAGCAAAGCCAAACAUGCUUUGUUGUCCUGGUAAACCUGGAUUGGACAUUUGACAGGAAUUUUCAUAUCUUUGCACAAUUGUACUAACCAUUCACAAUCCUUAAGUGAAUAAGACAGUGCAUUCAGUUCGGCUUCACAAGUACUUAAGCUAACUGUUGUUUGCUUCUUGCAUGACCAAUCAAACAGACUCUGAUUGUACAUGUAGCAAACUCCAGACGUACUUUUCCUGUCUGUAGCGUCACUUCCAAAACUUGCAUCUGCAAAUAUCUCAAGACCACCAGACUUCUGAUUGUUAAAUCUCAGUCUGUAAUGCAUAGUGCCUUUCAAAUACCGCGCUAUGCGUUUCAGAGCUUUCCAAUCCUUGACACUAGGAUUGUUGACUUGUCUGCUUAGCAAAUUACAGCUAACAGCAAUGUCUGGUCUUGAACAUCUGGCAAUGAAGUUUAGCUUGCCUAGCACACUCCUGUACAGUGUAGUGUCAGAAAAUGCUUCUUCAGUGUCAUCUACCUGAUAACCUGUUGUCAUCGGUGUGUCUACAGGGUUAGCAUCCAUCAGAUUUAGUUUGCUUAACACAUCAGCAAUUUUCCGUGACUGGUGUACUAGAAUGUUACCAUCUUGAUCUCUCUCUAUUUCCAGAGAUAGGUAGUUGUUUACCUCACCAAGAUCUUUCAUGUCAAAGUGCUCUUUCAGUUGAGCUAGGGCGCUAUUGUACAUUGCAACAUCUUUCCAAAAGAAUAAUAAAUCAUCAACAUAAAACAAACAGUACAGUUUCUUUUGCCCCUCCUCUUGACAAAUACACAUGGAUCAGCUUUCCUUGCUGAAAACCUAGAGAAAACAAUACUUCAGUGAGUUUUGUGUGCCAACACCGUGCACUUUGUUUGAGACCAUAAAGGGAUUUCUUCAGAGCACAAACAAAUCCCUGUUUUACCUGUACGCCAUCAGGUGGAAGCAUAUAAAGUGAUUCAUCUAGAGAUCCGUACAGAAAAGCUGUAUUAAUAUCAUGGUGACUAAUGUGUAGAUUUUCCUCUGCAGCUAGCUUAAGCAUAAGCCUAAUGCUUUCAUAUCUCACUGUAGGUGAAUAGGUCUCGUGAUAGUCUUCACCUGGUACCUGUGCAAAACCUCUGGCUACCAAUCUGGCUUUGUGUCUGACUAUCUUGCCAUUUUGAUCUGUCUUCGCUUUGAAGACCCAUUUGCUUCCAAGCAGUUUCAUUCCUGGAACUACUGGAACUAGCUCCCAUGUUUUGUUCCUUUCUAAGGAAUCAAGCUCAGCCUUCAUGGCAUUUAACCAUGGCUCAGCUUCCUUGAAUCCAAACCCUGGAUUUCUUGGAAACUUGAAGGUUCAAAUACCUUCUUGGAGCUUUUAACAGCUGUUACUGCUAUCGUAGCAAACUCAUCAGCAAAUCUCUUUGGAGGUUUGCCUUUGUGGCUCUCUGUGACCUACGAAUUAGCCUUAAGUCUUCAACACUCUCCUCUUCCUUCUUAGGAGAAAAACGACCUAUUGUGAACAAUGGUUCCUCCAAUUCUUGAUCAGAGCUUUCAGAGGGUCGCAUAGAGGCUUUCGCACUCUCGAAAUCCUCUGAAUCACCCGAUUCAGUUUCAGAUUCAGACUCAGAACCUUCAUCAGUGGGUGUGGGUUGUUGUGGUUGCUUUUGACUAUCCUCAGUCUCAUCACCGUCAUCAGGAUAACAUUGGAAAAUUCCCACAUUCCCCCCCACUUUGCAUUGUACUCAACACUUCUCGUGAGCUUAAUUGUCUUAGAGUCAGUCAUCAUUAUUCUGUAAGACCCUUUCUGAUAACCUAGAAAGAUACCAUGCAAUCCACGCUUGUCUAACUUGGAGUUUUGUGGUGAGCGAACCCACAUGUCAGAACCAAAAUCUUCAUGUGUUUGAUGUAUGGCUUCUGCCAAACAUCUUCUCAUAGGGGUACAACCAAUCGCUGAAGAUAACCUGCGAUUGUAACUGUAAACAAAACACGAGAGAGAUUCGGCCCAAUAACUCUCUGGAAGAUUGGCAUCAUGCAGCAAGGUUUUUAACCCUUGAAGCAAUGUCUGAUUUGCCCGCUCCGCAAGUCCAUUCUGCCAUGGCGAGCGAGGACUAGACAAAUCGUGUUGAAUUCCUUUCUCAGUCAGAAAAGCUUCAAACUGCUGAGAAGUGAAUUCUCCCCCGCGAUCACUGAAAAGAGUCUUUAUCUUCUUACCAUGCACAUUUUCCAACCAAGCACAGAAUUCCUUGAACCUAGGAAAAGCCUCCGAUUUCUGCUUGAGAUUGUACACAAAAAUAUAUCUAGAAAAUGCAUCAAUGAGAACCAUGAAGUAUCUAUUUCCACCCAAAGAGGGCGCUAGUGGUCCAACCAAAUCAGCAUGAACAACCUGGUAUGGUUCUGUAGCUUUCCUACUAGACACCUUACCUUUCGCAGCCAUUUUCACUUUGUUUGCUGCGCAUGCUUUGCACUUCAUGUGGUACCUGCAGGGUUUAAUAGUCAUACCUUCAACCAAGGCAGGCAUUUUAGAUACUGCCUCAAAAUGCAAAUGACCAAAUUUUCGAUGAAAAUCGUGAAUACAUUCUGCAUGCAAACUUUUGUUAGAACCUGCAAUGCAACAAGUGUCAUCCUGCACCACAUCAUCAUAAUACAAAACAAACAAACGAUCAACAUAUUCUGCAUGCAAUACAUAAUCAUUUUUCUUUGUGAUGAUGCACUUCUUGUUCUUGAAGGAAACGUCAAUGUUCCGCUCAUUCAGCUGUCCAACGCUGAGCAGAUUAUGUUUGGCGUCUGGCACGUAAAGCACAUUCUGUAUCGAUAAGUCCAAACUGUGAAGAACAACAGUUCCGUAGCCUUUACUGGGAAUAGUGUGGUCAUCCGCCUGGUGAAUCGCACCUUCCUGCGGUGUAAAAGACACAAACAGUCUCUUAUCGUUGCACAUGUGGUGGGUGGCCGCUGAAUCAACAACGAAGAAAGAUCUAGACGUCUUCUGGACCUCUGCAACCUUUGGAGUGAAGCGUGAAACCAUAGCCUUGUGCUGCGUUGUCCUAGACACCGGACCUUUGCCUUUGCCUCGGCCUUUUCCGCGCGAUGAGCUUCGCUGCGCUGCUCUGUCUUGGCCCUGGGAUGUCUGCAUUUCCUCUUCAUAUGGCCUAGACGUCCACACGAGUAGCAUUUCACUGCCUUCAAAGCUUUGGCGCCAUCUGGUGGUUCCACUGCACUAUGGGAUGACGUCUGUGAAGACUCCCUUGCCCAUGCAGCUAGCACCCCGGCGAUCUGCUUCAUUUAAAAUCACGGCAGUAACAAAGUCCACUGUCAGCUGAGCAGUUGGUUGCACAGCAAUCUGGGUUGCAACAGACUCCCAACCUGAACCCAAAGAUUGUAGUAUCAUGAAAGAAUACACAGCCUCUGGAAAGUUGAGUCCUCUCUGUUGCAGCUCAUGUCUCAGAUUUUGCAUCUCCAUCAGAUGUAAACGCACAUCUCCACCUUCAGCAAGAGCCAUAUUAUGCAGCUUGUUAAAGUAAAACAUAGUGGAUCCAGCUUCUGUCCUUAAGUGAGCCUCUCUCAAAGCGUCCCAAAUUUCUCUGGCUGAGGUCUUAUCACGCAAUAGACAGAGCUCUUCUGGGGAUACUAUCAAUGUAAGAGUUCCCUUGCUUUGGAAUCCUUAGCUUCCCAUGCAUCUGUAACUGGAACUGGGGGUUCCUGUAAUCACCUCAAACAAACCCUCUUUCCGCAGAAUUGCCUCUGCAUACAGAACCCAGUCGGCUAUAAUUUUUCUUGUUGAGCUUAGGAAUCCCACAAGCAUCCUGAAGGGCCAUCAUGACUCUGGCAUUAGCCUUCAGCGUCAUAUAUAUGCUGCUUUAAAUCCGCCCCCGUGAACUUGGAACGUGCAAUUAAUUUUUAGGCAUGCAAAUAAUUUUUUAUAGCUGCAGGAAAGCCGUUGACCUGCAGAAUAUCUUCCUCCCCAUUGUGUUGAAAACAACAAAGCAGUAGUGUUGCUGCGUGGAAGAUUGGAGGAUCCCAGUACUGUAAAUAUGUUCUGCAUCACAUUGAGAUCAAUAAGAGGGAAAUGUUUCACGUGCUUUGUGUUUUGAGAUACAUUUACUGUAUUUUUCGCCCUAUAGGACGCACUUUUUCCCCUCCAAAAAUGAAGGGGAAAUGUGUGUGCAUCCUAUGGGGCGAAUGCAGGCUUUCGCUGAAGCCUGGAGAGCGAGAGAGGUCAGUGCGCACCGACCCCUCUUGCUCUCCAGGCUUCAGGAAGCUCUGCGCAGCCAUCCCUAGCCCGGCACGAAGUUGCGCCGGGCUCCCAACGGCUGCGUGGAGCUGCCUGCGUUCCAAAGCUUGGGACGCACUGAAGAGCGCGCCCGGGCUUCACGCACCUCACCGCAAGCCUGGGGAGACCAGCGCGAGUUCGCGCCGGGCUCCCUAGGCUUGCGGAUAGCAGGCUGUUCUGGGGGCUGGGGUCGGGGGAAGCUCGGGCUUCCCCCGCGCCAGCCCCGUGCCUGGGGGGGAAAUAAAUUUUUUUUCUUUAUUUCCCCCCCAAAAAACCUAGGUGUGUCCUAUGGGGCGGUGCGCCCUAUGGGGCGAAAAAUACGGUACUUGCAUUUCCUUUAGUGAGUCUGUUUUUGGUGAUUGAAAGCGUGGGGAGUGGGCUUCACUCUUUCUUCCUUGAAUAAGUGGUUGUUGUUGUUUAUAGUGUUUGUUAACAUAUUUACCAGCUGAGCAAAACUGACCCAAUUCUGGACAGGAUGUGUCUAGUACCAGUGUCCACUGGUAAUGGGGGACAAUCCGUUCUUCAGCUUUAAAUAAUCCUAAUAAGCUCCUAGGGAACAAUGGGGUUCCCAGGAAUAGAGCUUUAAAAUAAUAUUAUCAUCCCCAUCACUGGUCCCUUAAGAGAAAUAUUAGUUUUGGCUCAUGGAGACUUAAAACGUGGAAUCUCAUAACUAGGUAUUUGCUUUUGUCAUCAUGGCAAAUUGUCUUCGUGUCAUUUGGUUGGUUGCUGUGUUCUUUUGAUAAAGAUGCAUCUGUAAGAAUCGUGCAGUGAUGAGCUUCAUCAGUGGUAGCCAACAUGGUGCCCUCAUAUGUUGCUGGACUUUAACUUGCAUCAUCACUGACCGUUGGCUGUACUGGCUGGGGCUGAUGGGAGUUGUAGUCCAGCAACAUCUGAAGGGCACCAUGUUGGCUACCGCCGUGUACAUGCUCUGUAAAGGCUGAUAUUUCAGACAGCUUGGUCUUUUUUAGAUAGCAGUACAGUAUGAAACAAAAAGCAAAUUAUUAUUUUUUAAAUGGUAUGGCGAGUCUUACACAACUAUAUUGUGAGGACUAGUGCUUAUUACUGAUUCAAACAGGAAUCUGAUAAAGAACUUUCCUAAUAAAUUAGUCAUCCAAUCAGUUGCAUGAAUGUGAGAGACUAGUUGGUAGAUUAGUAUUGUUUGGGAUGCUGUAUAUGCUUGUAAAAAAGCAUUGAGGGGUAUUGGUAGAAUAUGGUUGCUAUUUGUAUAUAUUUCUCUCUUAUUUAUUGUGUAGAUGUUCUGUGCUUUGCACAUUGGAAUUUUCCCUUCUCAUUGUAAGCCAUUUUGGGUACCUUCUGUAGAAAAGCAGAAUACAAAUAAUAAUCUUGAGUUGUGGUCUCUGGUAGUUUAUGAAAAGAGCUGACAGACCACGGUUUGUGAUCAGUCAGCAAACUAGAAUCUGAAACCGUGGUUUGAAAUUGUGGCUCAUGCUGUUUUUUGGCAUGCUGUGUCCCCCUUGGCCAACCGUAGUUAAGGUCUCUGAUCUGCCUCCAGAGGUCCUUAUGCCUGCAAAUGGGGAUGCUGAAUAGACGGAAAAUGAAAUCAGAUAAGCAGCCCAAACCAUAGUUGUGAACCACCCUGAGAUCUGCGGAUGAAGGGCACCCACACCCACCCACAAAACUAUGGUUAGUGCAAAGCAAGAUUUGCCUGUUUUAAGUUGUCUGGAUUGAUAAAAUGUGUGUUGAUAUUUAUCUGUGCCUGUUGUGCAGGCCAUGUGUACAUGCAGCAAGAUUAAGAAGUUUACAAUUGUCAUGCAGGUUGUGUACAACUUCCUGCGUGGUGUUUUUCGUGUAAGAAUUUUUUCAUGGCUGAGGGGUUCCUUAGUCAAGGUCCUUUCAGCAACGCUAACUGCUAGACUGUGUAUGUAGUAGCCAUGCAUAAAUCAGUCCCAGCUGCUGUUUGCAUGAAUGGAUCUUUUGGACUUGGCAAAUAAGCAGCUAAAGUGUGUGUUUGCAUGUUGAUUGGAGGGACCUUAAGACUCAGCAGUCUGACUUGCGUAUUGUAAUGAAUGUUUUGACAUUCCUCUUAGAAAGGCAAACAACCAUACUAUAUAAACCUGACUGAUCUAGAUAUUUCAACCUUAAAUAGUAACCUGCUGGAAAUUCUGCUUUUUUGUUUUUCAUUUAAAUGAGUGGCUUGUCUAAUUCUUGCAAGGCUAAGUAAUCAGAAGCUCUAAAUUAAAAAAAAAUCUGCGGUGGGGGAAAUCAAACUCAGGAAGCUGUAAAUCCGUAAGCUACAUUGAGAAUGCAGAUUUUGGAAAUGUAUCUUUUAUUUUUUAUUAUCUUUUAUGUUUGGAUAUUGUGGUACUGGAAGGCAGGGUGUAAAACACCUUCACUAUUGCCACUUUACUAUGCAGGAAUUGUGUUUUAUUUUAAAUGCACAAUUACAGUCAGAGUUCUUCAUUUAAAGAAAAACAAGUUUAGUGACCAGAAUGUCAUGUUAGAUUAUGACACAGUAUUAUGUGCAGUACUAUGUACUGUGAUCUAUUUUGAGGCAGGCCUACCAACUUGGAAGCCCCUAGACCAAAUGCAGCAUGCCAGUCAUAGAUUGCUGGCGGUCUGAGGCUGAAUAGUCGCGCCCCCAGGCUGACCCUCCGUGUUAACAUAAACUCUGCACUACUGAAACCUCGUAAAUAAAAUGGGCUUCAGGCACUUGUACGCAAGGCCUAGUGGAUUGUCUGAAGUCUUGUGAGGAGUCUAGGCAGGAGCUAUAAUUGGAGCCGGCAAAGCUUUUAAAUGGACGUUUGACAAGUUUGCCAUUAUUCAGAGUCUAGAAUUUUGUGCUUUAAAAAUACCACCUUCUGAAUUGGCAAAUGUGGCUGGUUGACUUCAUUUUGGCUGCCCAGCUUUAGCAGCGAUUUUAAUGAAUGAACCUAGUACAUUCUUAUUCUGUAGUAUACUUGUGUUUGACUUUUUAGGAAGGAGGGGGGAAAUGCAUUCUGUUGAACUUAAUUUGGCUACAGUAUUCUAAAUUUGAAUGUGCAGUGCAGUGAUUACAGUGUCCAGAGGACAUGCUGGGUGUGUAUCUAUUCAAACACUGAGUCGAGCGCUUCACCUGGACCUUGCAGGAAAUAGUACCAGGAGGAACAAUUCGGGAAAGGCAGCUCUCUAGUCAGCAUGGAGUCAAGCAUUCCAGUCAACUUUCACAUGCUCAAAAUAUGUCUUCCAGCAUAUCCUGCACCCUUUAGAUCUCGAGAUAUAUGAAACAGACACCCAGAAGUGCCCAGGGCAAUGGCCUGUAACAGACCUUGUCUAAAUAGCUGGAGGAGAAGGGCAUAAAUAUCCGAAUGGUGAUUCCUCCCCUCUCCUUGCUCCAGCUGGGCCCCAGAGCCUUCCUGCCGAUCCUCCCUUCUAGCAUCUAUAGUUGAUUUCAUGCCAAAGUGUAAAGCAUUAUCCACACACUCCAGGUCAGGGAAUCAAAAUUUACUGAUUUCUCUGAUUUUUAAUGCCAGUCAGCAGCAGGCAGGACCAAGCCCCAAAUUGGCGAGAUGUUGCCUGAUGCUGCCGCUGCUUCUCCAGUGGGGUGUGGGUGGCGCAGGUGGCUGUGGCAGGGCAGGGCGCCACUUCCUGUUAAUGCCCCAAGUGGCAAAAUGGUUAAUCAUGAGCCCGGGCCCCAAGCACCCCAAAGCUCCAUUCUGAUUUAUGAUUCAAAAUGGCUUCUGGUGUUGCGGGAAGCAGUGAAAAAGUAGAUGCAUGCCUGCUUCUCACGGUUUUUCUGCUGCCAUGGUGAAACCACCUACAGUGUCUGAGGCCAAGUCAAUGUGAAUAAACAUAAAACUUUCAGAAGUUACAUUAAAAACAAAAACAAAGCCCUGCUCCUCCCUGUUAAUGUGUUAAUUUAACAUUGUUCUCACAGAGAGGAUUCCACAGACAGUUGAACGCGUCUGUUCAGCUGAAGGAGCUGUAUGACUUGAGUUGUGCCACAACAAAUUUAUUAGCAUCCUUUAAUGUGCCUCAGGACUUUGGUCCUCUGCUGUAGCAAAAACAAACCAAAGGAGGCAAGCUUGUGUUUAGAAUACAGGAUAACACAAAGUCUCCACCCAGGAGCCCAAAGGGUGCGCAGGUGCUGAAACUUCCCCUCGAGGCACCUCCCUGAAGUCUGUUGCUUUUCUCUGAGGAGAGCUCUGGUGCUAGUCGUGAGCUCAGCUGGAAGAAAAGCGCUGGGGUGAGUGGGGGAGAGGCUGUGGCAGGCACAGGCUCAGGGUGCCCCUGCCAAAUGAAGACGGACCUUUUUUGGGGGAAUAGCAUCCUGGCAAGGGGACAACAUUCCCAGGCACUAUCCUGCUAGUCUCCUUUUGCAAAAAGUAAAGGCCUUUGUGUUCACCCAAGCCCUUUAAAAAAGUCUUAUGAAACCUGGACUAUGUGUUUACCUCUUGGGGUGUGGUUUAAAUGUUUGUUGCAUUUUUCUUUAUAUUAUGUGUACACAGAGAGAGAGAGAGAAAGAGAGAGAGUAAACUGUCCAGGUAACAUUAUGUUAUGUUAGAAGGUGUAUAGAAGAUGUAUAUGCAUAUAGAUAGGUAGAAACACACAAACAUACCUCUGCUUUAUAUAUGACUGGGGCAACCCCGCUUUUCAAGAUUCACAUUUCUGUUCCCUUUGCACCUAACAACUUUUUCACUUCUUUGUUUACAAUUUUUUUAUUCUGCCUCUCCACCAAAUAGUGCUUAAGGCAGCUAACAGUGAUAAACUUGUUUGUUAGCUUGUUCAUUUCGUUUGUGAAUUGCUUCUCAUGAAGCAUCCCAAAGCACUUCAGCAAUAAAAACAAAUAUAAGAAGAAGUUUCAAGUCCAUUGGAUUUUUAAAAAUACCCAGUAGUUGGGGAGAAAGGUCUUUGGUGGGUACUGAAAGGGUGAUAGAGAAGACAUGCCUGCCUUAUAUGAAACGCAAAUGAGUUCCAAAAGAUGUAAAAUGCAAAAUAUGGGUACUUCUCUGGGGUUUGUGUGGUCUGUUUUUUUAAAAAGAAAAAGCUGCAAGCUGCUUUUCUCCUACUGUAUUUCCCCCUGUAUCUGUAAAACUUUAGUAGUUUAAUUUGUGGUGGCUUAUAGCAUUUUGUAUGGUAGCGUUUGUUUUAGAAUAUUGGGUUUUGAUUACUUAUUUGUAACCUGCCUUUCUUUUAGGAAGCUCAGGGGAGUGCACACAAUUCCCCUCCCUGUGUAUUUUGUCCUCACAGUAACCCUGUGAGGUAGGAUUGGCUGAUAGUGUCUGGUCCAAAAUCACCCAGUGAGCUUUGUGACUAUGGGUGGAUUAGAACCAGAAUGGCUGUACAGUACUUCACUUUGAGACAAUGAAAUCCUUUCUCAGUGAUUAAAAAUUCACUCGGGUCGUUGCUGCUACUUAGCCGCAGCACGGGUGCUGAGGAUAAAAUUGGAUCAAGAUGCAUUGGAACCUGCCUUGAACCCUUGUAAGCUAGCUGAGUUGUUAUUAGGGAAUGCUGGAGAAAUUAGUACAAUAGGAAAACAGCAAAAGGGAAUACUGUAUCAUUUUUCAUACUGACAGUGCGAUGAAUAUUGCUCAGUCUGUAUACUAAAUAGAUCUUUUGGACAGAAAGCUAUUUUCUAUACGGACAAAUCUUUCAGAGACGGAGCUUCUUCUGUAGUAACACCCCCCCCCCUUCCUGAUACGAUCCAAACAAGGAAAUGGCACAGAUACAGGGAACAGAAAUCCAGCCACAGUAGAAAGAUAUUUCGGCCAAAUGCACGCUAGAGGCCAAGUAAUAAAGGUCAGGGCCACAGUCCAUCACAGUUAAGCAUGCUUAAGCCCAUUUGAUAUCAAUGAGCUUAAGAGUGCUUACCUCUGUACUAGAUUUUAUUUUUCUUCUCCUCAGCUGCACACUGAAAUAUGAAAGGUUUCUGUUCUGUUCUUGUUUUUUACAUUACUAGUGCUCUCUGAGAAUUUUUCAGCUAUUCUGGCAUACGGUAGGGUAAAAAGGCAGGGUCAGCUGAAACUUUAGGUAGCAGGAAACAUGAAAAAGCAGAAGGAUAGACACCUGGUGCCACAAGGAUCCACAAGAGGCAAAACAUACAUUUUGGUCAUGUGUGUUUCUCUCUCUCUCUAUAUAUUUAUAUUUAUAUAAAAAAUAGGGCAGACAGAAGUUAUCCCUUUAUCAACACACUGUGGUCUUGAUGAAAAUCACUUCCUUGAAGAUGCUAUUUGCAUCAGGAGGGAGUUUGCAUUUAGACAGCGGCUGCUAUUUCAAAAAGACAGGCCAAACCCACAUGCGUUAACAUAACACACAGUUUCCGCCGCCCUGAAACCAGUGCUAAAUGUGGGAGUGCCAUCCUUCUUAGCAUCUGAGGAAGGACAAAUCAUAUACAAAAGAUAAGUUGAAUUCUAAAAAGCAUCUAGAAUUGUAUCAUCAGUUAGUACAGAGCCUUGUAAAUAAGCCCAGAAAAGUUACAAGCCUUCUACAAACACACACACACACACACACACACACACACACACACACACACACACACACACACACACACACACACACACACACACACACACACACACACACACACACACACACACAUGGGCCUGUUAAGGCUAGCAGAGGAGAGAUGACUCUGUCCCCCUCCUCCAGCAGGCUGUUGCCUUGCUUUGAUGGGAGUUGAGAUGGGUUUCUUCUUCUGGCCGCCUGUUUGUUUUCUGCUGGGCACCACCAACUUGAUCCGUUGUCUGCAUGCUAUUCCUUGUCACCCAUGGCUACUAGGCAAGUGCUUAAAUACAAGCCUGAUUAUACAUUUACUUUGGGUUAUUAACUUUGGCUUCUUUUGGUCAUGGGGAAAGGUAACCAUCGAAGCCUUGAUUAUAAGAAAUCUUGUUUCCUCAGAAUCUCUUCUUUGCAGUCUUGAGUGCCUACUUUUUCAAAAGAAAAAAGAAAGAUAGCUGAAACUCCAAAGAUAUUGAAUUGUGUACCAGUUUCAGUACCUCUUUUCCCUUCCAUGGUUUUGUGCAACACAUAGCCCUGCCUGGAUCUCAGUCUUGCCACAUACUUGCAGGACUCCGUCAGAGGGGAUGAGCGUGGGCCUGCUUUUUAAAAUAUAAAUAUAAACAAUUCUUCAUUUCUUGGCAGGAUAAGCCAAAUUCUCUGUUCUGUAGCUUGUCUAUAUCAUCACCUUGACUUUUCUGACGUAAUGCAAGCUAUUGCUGGAAUAGCUCUGCUUCAUGUAUGUGUGUGCAUCUGUUUCCAGAACAAAGUCGCCGUGAUGACUUGGAGAGCUUGGGCUAUGUGCUGAUGUACUUCAACCUUGGCUCACUGCCUUGGCAAGGCCUGAAGGCUGCUACAAAGCGCCAGAAAUAUGAGCGCAUCAGUGAGAAGAAGAUGUCGACGCCCAUCGAGGUGCUCUGCAAAGGCUACCCUUGUAAGUUCUUCCUUUGCAUGCACAAGUUGCACGUGCCCUUGCACCUCCUACACUCAGAGAUUCGUGCCUCCAUAAACAUACUCAAAUUUGUCUAGUUGCCAUGUUUGCAUGUGCUCUGUGACCUUGCUACCUAUUUAGGAUCGAGAUGAACGUUGUUCCUCUGAUUGCAAAAUAUUUGGGUGAACAAUCUGAGUCUUUCAACGAGUUCUGCCCCCAGUAGUCUAAUAACUGUAGCUACAGGGGCUGCCUCGAGGUAAGGGACAAGCCUGGGAAAGGGUCAUAGCUGAGUGGUACAGUAUCAGUUUUGCAUACAGAAGGUCCCAGGUUCAAUCCCCAGUUAAGAUUAGAAGAGAGCUGUCUGAAACUUUGAAGAGCUGCUGCCAGUCAGUGUAGACUCUACUGAGCUAGAUGGCUCAGCAGUCUGACUUGGUAUGAGGUGGCGGCUUAUGUUCCUAAAGCCUUGCUUGUACCUGAAGCAGUCUGCUGGGUAUAUGUUGGGCAAGCUCAUUUCAGAGUCUCCAAAUAUAGGCCUCUGGGGCUUAUGCAGAGCAGGAUUAAGUCCAUAUGCUAUCCCCUUUAUAGAGGGAAUUGAAAGCCUUAAAUGUGUGUAUUCAAGUAUGUUAAGUCGCAGAAUGUGAUGGACAAAUGUCACUGCCUAUGAACAGAUGCACAGCAGUCUGUCUUUCCUGCUUAAAGCAUGGCCUCUCCCUGUACAGCACCAAUACCAGAGGUGCAUGCCCUCCCAUUAUACAAGUCCUGAGUCUCGAUGGGCGGACCUGCAUUUGUGAGAGGAAGGACUGAAAAUCUGGAAGGAAAGUGGGAGGGGUGGCAUGCAAGCCUGCCCGUAGGUUAUUUCUCUCUGGUUUUGGGAAAAGGGGGGUGAAUUUGGGGGCAUGUAUUUGGCAGGUUUCUGUGGGAGUAAACUGGAGUAAAAGGGAUAGGAAUAGUCAUGUACCUGUUACCUCUGCAAAUGGACGAAAUAAAAAGGGCUUUUGCACCAGGUGGGCUUUAGGCUUGAUGACAGAAGAAGCACCACAGCUGAAAAGGUCUUUUCUUGGGUCCAUAAUAUGACCCCAAGAGGAUAGACAAAGAAAAUCUUAAGUGCUAACUAGGCUUGUUUUCCUUUCCCUACAUUGCUGCCUAAAGUUGGUGUGAGAAAUAGCCAAAAUAUGAAAUGAACACAACCAUAUAACAUGUUCAUGCUGCUCUGGCUCUUUGAAGUUGGAGAAUUUCUCAUUGUUUAUUUAAAUACUUAAAAAAAUUAAAACGUACAUAAAAUAGAAAGACAAACAGGAAAACUAAAACAUAAUAACAAACUAAUAGAGUAAUAUUAACAGCAGAUAAUGUAUCUAAAGAUUUAAAAUACAUUAAAAGAUAUUAAGGCUGGUGAAAUUUCUGGGGGAAACAAAAAAGGCUUCACCUGGUGCUAAAAGUUGACAACUUAGUGCCGGGUGAGUGUCUCAAGGGAAGGCAUUCCACAACUGCAGUGGCACCUCUGAAAAGGCCCCUCUAGUAAUCUAUAACAUGAAGACUUUAGGAAGGCAAAGAAGAGAACAGCAGAGCCUCAUUGGGGGGACUGCUGUGCUUGAUGGCAACUAAUAAUCUCUCCCUGCUUUUCUCCCAGCUGAGUUCUCAACAUACCUCAACUUCUGCCGUUCGCUGCGGUUCGAUGACAAACCAGAUUACUCUUACUUGAGGCAGCUGUUCCGCAACCUCUUCCACCGCCAGGGUUUCUCCUAUGACUACGUGUUCGACUGGAACAUGCUCAAGUUUGUGAGUAAUUCCAGUUCUGAGCCUUUUUGUUGUGACCUGGAGUCUGCGUGUGCUUGUGAGCUGCAAGUGGAGGCAAGUGGGGUGAAUGGUAGGGAUGGCCAUGCUUGAGGGUCUCUUUUUUAUUGAGGGAUUCUUGUGUUCACACAUUAUACUAGUAAUUCUUCUUAGUAGCAGAGUUCUGUGUCCUGACCUCAACUGCUGUUGUUUGUUUUUCAAAUAAAAAGCAAGUUAAAAAACCCUGCAUGGCUGUAGAAAUAAGCUUGGAAGCAAGUGCAUAAAGAUCACACCCACACGAUUCAUUUAAAUAAUAUUUAAAGUGCGUAGCUUCUUCCAGCAAAUCCUGGGAACUGUAGCUUGCCCCUCACAAAGCUACAAUUCCCAGUACCUUUAAUAAACUACAUUUCCCAGGAUUCUUUGGGGGAAGCCAUGUGUUUUAAACAUAUGAUCUGGAUGUGACCACAGUCUCAGAAGACACACGAUGGGGCUUCUUGUUCUGCACUGUUCCUUGUUGGACCAUAGCCAAAUCUUGUUGUGAUGGGGCCUAAAGAUAUGCUGAGGUGGCACUGUAAAUUGAUGGAAAAACUUAAAUAUUUAGUUGCUGUGUUCUUAAUUUUGGCUAACCAUGAGAGGGAGCAUGGGCUGGUGGGUGGUGUACCCUCUCGCUCCCCUUCCCUGAACGUUCAGCCUUCUUUUUUCUUAAGUGAAAUGAGUCUCUGUCCUCAAACCUAAGUUGAUUAGAUAUUAGAUAACAGUAUAAGAACAAACCAAGCCCCUGAUCUAGCAGGUUGGAGGGGGCAGUUGUAUACCUGCGCCUGGCCUUGCCUGGCCCCCUCCUGCAAAGGAAGCUUCACCCAUCAGCAGGAAAGCCCUUCUGCUGAGGAGCAACUUCAUGCAUCUGCCCAAACAGCCUGGGAGCUGGCACAGCGAACGGACAUUUACCACCACCUUCUGUCCUCCCCGGCAUGAUCAGCAGGACUGUGGAUGCAGCGCUGGCUGCGUCACUCCACUAAGCCGCACCACUGCCCCCCAUGAGUUAUGGUUGCGGCAUAAAUUCCAAGCAUUUGUCUCUCAUCUAAGCUCCUUUGCACUCUUAUGUCCAGAACACUGGAAGACAGGACAAGUUACCAUUUACUGAGCAGCAGCAGUAGAACAUUGCCUAAACUUUUAAUUCUUUUCAGCGUGAAAAGGGUAGAGACUCAUUCCACUUUUUAAAAAAAGAAAGAAAAGGAAAACUGAACAUUCAAGGAAGGAGCCUAAGGGGGUUCACCGUCCACCCGCCCACACUCCCUGUCAUGGUUAGAAGAAAUAAAGAAAGCAAAAUAAACCAGCAUAUGGAAGCUGUCCUGUAUGAUUCAGCAUGACGGUUUUCCUUCCCUCCCUCCCCUGAACUCUUAUCUCGUUGCAUGUGCAGCUAAUUCUGCAUAUGAAUAAAGUGAUUUGUACCCACCCCCCCUUUUGUAACUAAAAUCUGGAUGUGUUCUGCGGUGUUUGAUAUUCCAGGGAGCAGCCCGGAAUCCUGAGGACAUGGAUCGGGAGAGGCGAGAACACGAGCGAGAGGAGCGGAUGGGGCAGCUCCGGGGUUCAGCUACGCGGGCACUGCCCCCUGGACCUCCUGCCGGAGCCACAGCUAACCGCCUCCGCAAUGUCGCUGAGCCCAUGGCCUCCACACCCACCUCCCGCAUCCAGCAAUCUGGUGAGUAGAGGGAAGGUCACAUGCAAACCUGUUCUCUGCAUAGCAAUGAAUUGCACAGCCAUGGGCUCGUUCCUAAGUAAAGUAAAGCCUCCGUAUGUGUAACUACAGCUGCUCACCUUCUUCACUGCUGCUUGCUCUUGCCUUUCCCUUUCCUUUCCUUUCCCAUCCCUCCCCCCUCUAGCGGCGGCAGUAGUGGUGGUUGUGGGACUCUUGCCCCGUCUCUGCCCUGCCUUUAUCCUGUUCAAAAUUUAGAGUUUGAGCUCCAAGCGGAACAAACUCUUCCUCACCCCUCUUUUUCUUACAUUGCUCUGCAAAAAGCAUCAAUUUUACAAGUUAGUAAUUUGCCCCUUGCCAGGAAACACGUCCCCCAGGGCAAUUUCACGGGUGGACAGGGAGCGGAAGGUCAGCAUGAGGUUACACCGAGGAGCCCCUGCAAACAUCUCCUCAUCCGACCUCACAGGGCGGCAAGAGGUGUCACGGAUUUCAGCGUCACAGGUGGGUUCCUGCCAGCGGCCAAGUGGGGCCAGAACUGCUUCCAUCUGCUUGUGGGCUGUGGCUAGAAUUAAGAAAAUAGUAGAGUUAAGAGUAUCACCAGGUCAUGUUAAUCUGGUAGCUACCCAGUUGGUGCAAAUCCUUAUUCUGCUUCUUUGUGGGACUGCGUUAAAAAUGGCCUCCUCCUCUGAAAACGAUGGCAAUUACAUCCUUGUGUGAAAGGGGAGAAAUUACCAACCUUCCAGCUGUUGAGAAUUUAAACAUUCUGGCAGCCCAGCGUGAGAAGCAGAACAGCUAAGCUAGCUGUGUUGCAGGGCUUGUCAUACGCUGAAGUGAAAAAAAGAAUCUUUAGUCUGAAUUCUUGUGUGAAGUGCUAUCAGAAUAGUCAUGAGCCACCAAAUAUGUACAGCAAAAAUACAUUACGGCUGCUAAUCUGCUUUUCUCCCGCCAAGAUACAUAUGGCUCAGACCCAUGGGGUAUUUUGUAGAUUAAUAAUAGUACAUUGAAUUAUGCUUGGGAGUCAGUGUUGCAGUGCAGCCUAUGUGCAUUCUUGUCUGCUGAUGUCAAUAGGAGGCAGGCUCUUGCGUUCCAUACUAGUUGAACUUCCCGAUUCUUUUCAAAGACACAGCCCCAUUGCAGUGAUUUAUUCAAGUCAACAACAAAUAUGGAUUAUUUUAACCAGGGAAAAAAGGACAAAAUUCUUGGACUAGCUGGAACUGGUAGAAAAGCGCUCAUGGCUGCAGCCCUGCCUGCUUCCCCAAACUGGGAACAGGAUCAGCCAAAGGAUAUGUAUCAUGGCUGUCAACUUUUUCCUUUUCUUGCGAGGAAUCCUAUUUGGAAUAAGGGAAUUUCCCUUGAAAAAAGGGAAACGUUGACAGCUAUAAUAUGUAUGUGUGACACUGUCUCCUUGGAAUCUAGGAACCAUCAGUAGUCAUCAUUGCCUCCUUUUUUGUGGAUUUAGUUUUAGCUUUAUUAACUAAUCAUCAGUUAAAUGAUUCUUGAAUCUGCUGAAAAAGAAGUCAGCUGGGAAAUAAGGUUGAAGUGCAUUCAGUGGCAAGCCAUCUACCAGUACUUUGAUGAAAAUUAUCCUGUGUUUGUAGGUUGUUGAAUGUAUUCCUUGGAAGGAGGGGGUGGGGUCUUGUUGCAACAAGGGUGGAAGAAAGAACUUGGAUGACAUCUCUUUACCCACCCUUGCUAAAGUCCUCUUCUGCAGCCUGCUCACUUCUCUAUUUGUUUGUAGACAAGUGUGCCAUUUGAUCACCUGGGGAAGUGAAGAGAGGAUUCCACCGGACCAGUGUUUGCUUAGGUGAGUCUCUGCCUAACCCCUUCUCUUUUGUCUACAUGGUUAGUGGAUCUUCAUGGGUUAAUAGGCUUCCUUUCUGCAUGUAACCCCAGCAUAAUGCCCCAUGGUUAUAGAAAGGGCACAGUCUGUGAACAAGUGGGAUGUUUUAACAGCCCCAGCUGUUUAGAACCUAUGACAGAGAGAUCUAAACAUUCAUUCUCUCUGUGUCUCUUGGUUGGUAAAUGUUCCAGGCCUACCCAGUAUCACAAGGCCAUUUUUGAACAUUAAAGGGCAUGGCUAAACUUUGGCUAACAUGCCACGAUUAGCAAACCGUAUAGUUUAUUGCUGUGGAAACAUGUAACCCUAGGCAUAUAUUAAGAUACUGUUGAGGAAUGCAUUCACCCUACCAGCUCAACUGCUAGGAGCUACUACCUAACAGUUGUAGACCUCACCCUUGAGUCUCACUCACAUGGGACUCUUGAAAGAUGCAAUGUGCACAAUUCUUUAGCACACCAUAGCUUGCUUUCUUGUCCCCUUUGGUGAAAUCAGUUGGUUAGACUGCCUUUUCCAAAAACAGCUUUCUCUGUACUUCUUUACUUGGUUGGAAAGGAAUAUGAGGCAGGUUGCUACUUGCCUUUAUUGCAGAGGGUGAAGGAAGGCAACAGAUUAAGGGGGAAGAGCAGUGACUUGAGUCCUCUUCCCAAAAGCAUGCAGAUGUUGAUGUAGGAAUAAGCCACUGCUGAUUUUAAAAGCAGGCCUUUAUGUAGCUUACUGGACUUGGUCCUAACACUCUAGUGCCGAGAGUGCCGAUAUGUUCCCUGGCCUCACCUCCCCACCCCCCAAAAAUACAUCAUUGUAGCUUUUCCCAUCACUCCCCUCCACAUCUUAGGGGCUGAAAUUCUGAAUCAGGAAGCCUGCCCUGCUUCUGUAGGCUCGCUCUGCGAUUACGAACCCUGAUCUGAAGAAGUGUGCAUGCACACGAAAGCUCAUACCAAUGACAAACUUAGUUGGUCGCUAAGGUGCUACUGGAAGGAAUUUUUUAAAAUUUUGUUUCAACUAUGGCAGAUGAACACGGCUACCUACCUGUAACUAGAACCCUGAUCUAUCAGGGUUCUCAGUUGUGCCAGGAGCCUCUUGUGGAGCAGAGCAGCCUGCCGAUUGCAAAAGUUCAGCCCCCAACCUGUGCAAAGCUGCAGGAGUGUUGAUGGUGUCGUGAUCGAAGGAGAGGGGCCGUGGAGGGUGCCCUUGGAAUUGCAACACCCUUCUGAUUUAACUGGCCUUUCUUGCUGUGUAGAAUUUUGACUUUUCUUUGGGAGGUGGGAAGAGGCUAACUAUCCUUGUCUGAUGCUUCCAGCAUUAACUAAGGCGAGCAUCUUUUCAAUUUUGGGGCUGCUUCCAGGAUAAAGCAGUGCACGCCCACGUUGCAGAUACGUUGUGAAGCUGAGGGAAGGAACAGGAAGCACCAUGUAUACUGUUUCACAAAUGUCCUUUCCAAAGAGGGUCAGUGGCACAAUCGGCUGACACAUUUUCACAAGAGUUGCUGCUGUGUGUAGUACUAGUAGUAGUUAUUAGUCAGAUUUGUCGUAGGGUCUCCACUGUUGGAUGGGGGGAAACGUUUUUAACAAUGCUCUCUUCUUUUUCCCCCCUUUCCUUUUCUAGUGUCUUCACUGUAUUUUUCUUUUAAAAAACAAAAUAACAAAAACAAAUUUAAAAAAAGAAAAAAAAGAAAAAAACCCCAAUUUUUCCCCCCUGCCAGCAACAAGGAGAGGAGCUGCCCUAUGCUGGCGUCCGUGUCUUUUCUGAGAUCGUUGCCUGCGUUCCCGAGCCCAACUUGCCUUGGACAAAGUCACAGACGCAGGAGGAGCCUUGCCGAAACACCUCUGCUGCUGUCGCGCAGUUUCAUCUCCGUAGGCCUUGCCCCAUUUCACGCCAGCAGGCUGUGGCCAGCCACCCCCAGCUUCUCGCUCCCUUUUUUUUUUUUAAUCUGUUUGUAUCAUUGAAAAAAGGAAAAGAAAAAAAACCCACACAACACAAAAAAUCAAACCCCCGACUUCCAUAUUUUUUAAAAGUUCGGUUUGUGUAAGAUGAAAUUUGUUUCCAGCAUAAUUUUAAAUUCCGUUGGGAUUGUGGGGGGUUUUUGGGGAGGGGAGGGUCGGGGGGCGGAGGAGGAGGAGGCAGAGGAGGAUGUUUGCAGCAGACUUUUACAAUUCCAGGCCAGAGUGGUGUCAAAAGCUGGCUUUAACAUUCAUUUAAAUGUGAACUGCGGUUUCUAGCAGGCGCUGCCUUUGUGGGUGGCAGGGGCCGGGGUGGAGCAAUGGUGGAAGAAGCAUUCAGGCAUUCUUUCCCUAGGGGACACCACUGCCCCUCUGUGCAUUCACGGGCAUGUUGGGAGAUGCCGCGGGCAGACCAACGAGGCGAACAGUACUGGCACAGCGGCAGUUGCGUGCGAAGGGUGUGCAUAUGGGGUGGAGGCAUGUGCUGCGCAAGGCAGGAGCAAAUGUGAAGGACGUGGAAAUGUUGCCUGCCUCAUAUGCAGGCAGUGGGGGUGGGUGGGCGUCUCUUUUUUAAAAAAAAUUGAAACAAAACUGUUUGCGUGUGUUUAGUUUAUAUUUUUUUAAUUAUUAUUUUGUACUUCCUCAGGAGCCGGGGAGGGUGUUGAGGACAAAGGGGGAGAGGUAUGUGAAAAUAACAGUGGGGGGAGAGUCCCUGCUUUUACUUCAGGGGGUUGGGCCUCGUGUACCACCAGUUUCCCAAAGGACAACCCCAGCUCAAGACGCACAACCUCUCCUCACGAAAAGGUGUCUCCCACCCUCUGAAUUCACCCCCCAUUACUAUUUUAUUUUUUUUAAAUAAAGACUUUAGGCUUUCCUUAAGAAAACCGAUCCAUCCUGGGAUGUGCAUCGCCGCAGUCGUUACCAUGCCCUGCAGCCUCUUGCUUGGCACACUUUCUUAAUUUUAUUUUUUACUUUGGACAGUGUGGAACCAUUGGAAGUGGGGGUGGGCCUUGGCAUAUUUGGUUCUUUUUAUUCUUUCUAUUUAACACACAGCUCUUUUUAUUUUCCCCCCCUAAUUUAUUUACCCUGCUUACUGUGUCUUUCUUCCUUUCUCUCUCUCUCUCUCCUUUUUUUAAUUAAAGUAAAAAAAACAAAACUUUUUAUUACUUUUAAAAAAAACAAAAACAAAAAACCUUGAAGAACUUUGGGGGGGAUUUUGUACUUUUUUCCUGUGUAAAUAUUGGACUUUUUUGAGCUUUAUCGUGGUUGUUAAUUUGAAGUAAUAAAGUAGAAAAUGAUAAAG
Molecule: messenger RNA, 53740 nt
Organism: Podarcis lilfordi (Lilford's wall lizard)
Lineage: Eukaryota; Metazoa; Chordata; Lepidosauria; Squamata; Lacertidae
Source: the annotation of a GenBank genome assembly